CGGCGGCGCUUUACGGUGUCUCGGAGUGUCUGAGACCGGCUGUUGUGAAGCUGCGGAUCGUGCAGCUUCUGUCCACGGGCCGGGCUGUACAUGCUGCACCUUCCCCCGGCCUCUGCGCCUCCCACACCUGCCGCUCGACAUGGACUAUGACUUCAAGGUGAAGCUGACAGGGGAGAGGGAGCGAGUGGAGGACCUGUUUGAGUACGAGGGCUGCAAAGUUGGCAGAGGCACCUACGGGCAUGUGUACAAAGCCAAGAGGAAAGAUGGGUGAGUGAGGGCCCCACACAAAGGCUCCCGGGGGCCCCGAACCCGGCCUUCCCUCAUUGUAUCAGGCCCAGCUGUCUGGGGGGAUCCUGUCACAUGUACCAAGAUCUGGGGCAGGACCGAGCAGGGUGUCACAGGCAGCACAAUGUACCGAGCAGGGAGUCACAGGCAGCACAGUGUACCGAGCAGGGAGUCACAGGCAGCACAAUGCAGGGAGUCACAGGCAGCACAGUGUACAGAGCAGGGAGUCACAGGCAGCACAGUGUACCGAGCAGGGAGUCACAGGCAGCACAAUGCAGGGAGUCACAGGCAGCACAAUGCAGGGAGUCACAGGCAGCACAAUGCAGGGAGUCACAGGCAGCACAAAUGCAGGGAGUCACAGGCAAGCACAAUGCAGGGGAGUCACAGGCACAAGGCAGGGCGUCGCAGGGAGCACAAGGCAGGGAGUCGCAGGCAGCACAAUGCAGGGAGUCACAGGCAGCACAAUGCAGGGAGUCACAGGCAGCACAAUGCAGGGAGUCACAGGCAGCACAAUGCAGGGAGUCACAGGCAGCACAAUGUACCGAGCAGGGUGUCACAGGCAGCACAAUGUACCGAGCAGGGUGUCACAGGCAGCACAAUGUACCGAGCAGGGUGUCACAGGCAGCACAAUGUACCGAGCAGGGAGUCACAGGCAGGGAUAUGUGACUGCCAGUAAAAUGUACAGAGCAGGGUGUCACAGGCAGGGAUAUGUGACUGCCAGCAAAAUGUACAGAGCAGGGAGUCAAAUGUAUAAAAUGUAUAGAACAGGGUUUAAUAGGGAGCAGGGAGUCAGUCAUACAGGGUUAUUUACUAAAGAGACUUUAAAGUGAAAUUGAAAUGAAAUGACAAAACUGCAGAAUUGGUAAGUCGGGUGCGCUCUGGUGAAUAACCCUAAUGAAAUAUGUAUGAGCCUGUGAAAUGUAGAAAGCAAGGUGUAUACAGAGCUCAGUCUCUUACGGGGUAGAGCAGGGAUUUUAUAUAUGGCUAGAUCUUAGACGGGGAGAACAGGAUUUAAUAUAGAGCAAGCUCAUAGAGGGGUAUUGCUGGGUUUAAUAUAGAGCAAGCUCAUAGAGGGGUAUAGCUGGAUUUCAUGUAGAGCAAGCUCAUAGAGGGCUAUAGCUGGAUUUCAUGUAGAGCAAGCUCAUAGAGGGGUAUAGCUGGAUUUCAUGUAGAGCAAGCUCAUAGAGGGGUAUAGCUGGGUUUCAUGUAGAGCAAGCUCAUAGAGGGGUAUAGCUGGGUUUCAUGUAGAGCAAGCUCAUAGAGGGGUAUAGCUGGGAUUCAUGUAGAGCAAGUUCAUAGAGCGGUAUAGCUGGGUUUAAUAUAAAGCAAGAUCAUCGAGGGGUAGAAAAGGGUUUAAUAUAGAGCAAGAUCAUAGAGGGGUAUUGCUGGGUUUAAUAUAGAGCAAGCUCAUAGAAGGGUAUAGCUGGGUUUCAUGUAGAGCAAGCUCAUAGAGGGGUAUAGCUGGGUUUCAUGUAGAGCAAGCUCAUAGAGGGGUAUAGCUGGGAUUCAUGUAGAGCAAGUUCAUAGAGCGGUAUAGCUGGGUUUAAUAUAAAGCAAGAUCAUCGAGGGGUAGAAAAGGGUUUAAUAUAGAGCAAGAUCAUAGAGGGGUAUUGCUGGGUUUAAUAUAGAGCAAGCUCAUAGAAGGGUAUAGCUGGGUUUCAUGUAGAGCAAGCUCAUAGAGGGGUAUAGCUGGGUUUCAUGUAGAGCAAGCUCAUAGAGGGGUAUAGCUGGGAUUCAUGUAGAGCAAGUUCAUAGAGCGGUAUAGCUGGGUUUAAUAUAAAGCAAGAUCAUCGAGGGGUAGAAAAGGGUUUAAUAUAGAGCAAGAUCAUAGAGGGGUGUAGCUAGGUUUAAAAUGGAGCAAGAUGAUAGAGGGGUAUAGCCGGGUUCAAUAUAGGGCUAGAUCAUCUAUGGGUAGAGCAGGUUUUAAGAAAAAAGCAAAAUCAUGGGUAGAGCAAGGUGUAAUCCUGAGCUGUAUCUCAGAGAGUUAGAGCGGGGUGUAACUUGCUGACCAGGGUGUAAUAACGAUAUGGAUAUUGAAGAAUUAUUUAUAUUCUCUCACCACCAAUAACUCUAUGGUAUGAGGCGUUUUAUGUUUGUUUAUUUUUGUGUUGCUGUAAUCCAAAAUGUUUUCUCAUGAAAUUACUAUUUUGAAAUUAUUGGGCUUGCAUUUCCUGAUGGGGUGGUGUCUACUUGGCAGGGCAGCAGUGGACGUUUUUGUAACGAACAAGAUAAAUAUCAGAACGAUUAAUGAUAACAUGCUAGAGAGGUACCAGAGUGAUACCCUUAUGCUAUGUCUUUGUUAACUCUGAUAGGAAUGGGUCAUUUUAAAAACAAAUUAUUUAUUUUUUCUACGUGUGGUGUCUCUUUGUCAGACUUGGAGAUAAGAAAGAGAGAAAAAUAGAGGGUCUUUCUCUGACAGUGAAGGUGUUAAAUGUUAGGAGAAUCAGCUCUCUUGCAAGGAUAGGGUUAAUGUCCCAGCUAUGGGUUCAUUAUGGCCGAAGAAAGGGUUUAAGUGUCAGUGACCCUGCUCAUGCAGACAUUAAAGGUUAGAAUGUAAAAGGGAAUGGAUUAUUUUUAUAUCAUUGUCAAUGACUUGCACUGUGAUGAUGAAAUUGGGUUUAUCGAGUGUGUGAUUUUUGCAUUUGAAAUAUUGAUGAAGUUGCAAAAUGUUGUAGUAUUUUAUAAUAAAUCUUUUGAUGCCAGACUGGGUUUGACUGUAUAAUUUCAAGCUGACAUUUUUAGGUUAGAAUGCUUGUGGUUGUUAUUCGUGGUUUUACCAUUCAUGACAUAUGCUAAUUUCUAAUUAUCUUGCAACAUGAACAGUUUGUUUACUUUUCUAUUAGCUGUGCGAUUUGUAGCCACACAUAGCUUUUAUAACUGAGAUUUGUUUGUUUAUAGACUUGGACCAGAUCAGGUAAAGUGUUUCUGACUCUGUGCUACAUUGGGUGGGUGGUCUUCUCCCAUUUUAUCCAAGCUUUCUUAUAACCGUUCUAUAAAGUAACCUGUUGAAUCAGCUCUGAUCUCUUCUUUGCUGUGCAAUCGUUCCUUCCCAGUAUGACUGAACACAAGUUUUAAAAUUGUGUUUUUGAGGAAGUGUUAGUUGGAUUGUGGCAUGUUUUCCGACCCUGGAAUAGCUCCUCACUAGUACCGCUGUGUAGUAUAAUUAGUUUUUAGUAAUGACAUUCACUAACACCCAGUCUAAUCUCCGUCUCAUUGUAUAUCUCUCUCCUUUAUAUUUUUUAAAAUAUGUGGAACAAUUUAUGGUAUUUCCAAACUUCUGUUUUCCAUGGCGGUUGGAAAAUAUUUAUACUUUUAAAAUAUUUGUAUACGUGGCCACUAAGUAAGGGUCGUAUAUAUGUAUUCAAAAACAUUGCUGUUUACAUAACUUGUUUUCAUAAUUUAAAAUAAAAAGUUUGCUUUUCAUUGCACCAACUUUGAUCUUUCACAAAAUGACAAUGCAUUUUGGAUUAUUUAUAAAGAGCAAUUCAAAGGAAAAGGUUCUACAGUCAUGUUAAAUGAUGUCUGCCAUGAGCACACUCAAACACUCUUUAAGUAAAGAAAGUAAUAGCAGCUAGACACACCGGUUCGGUUGGGGUGCAUUUUGAUGAGACCUACUCAUCAGGAAGCAGGAUUAAGAGCAAUGCUUAGCCAUUAACAGCUGCCAGACUGGGUCAACAGGACAUCUCAGACUGGAGUUGGCACACUUUUCCUUUUGAACAUAUUUUGAAAAUAAUGCAUUCAAAAUGUGAAGAAAAUUUCUAAAAGGGAAUGGAAAAAUAAGCUUUCAUCUUUGACUAUCCUAUUUUUGUGCAUUAUUAUCAGGAGUGCGGUGGAGUAACCCUAUCUGGCAUUCUCUUGCCGUCAGCACCUUUUUUAAGGUUACUCUUGCAAACAGUAAGUGUGCGCUAGUGCCGUCACAUAGGUAAAAAUAACAGUCAUGGGGUUGUCUGAAAUAUAUUGUCUUUUAGCCUCCAUAUGUUGUCCUUUUUGGAUAGGAGAGCUGCAUGGUUAGGAAUCUGGAGGUGAUACAUGACUGUGUGUAGGUUUAAUGGGCAGUCAUGCUAGAGAUUGAAGAUUUUGUGAAACAUGCGGUUUCCAGGGAUACACUGGAGGCCAAAUGUUAAAGAAAAUAUUUUGCUGAAUUGCAUGGCACCAGUUACCAAGAUUUAAUCAGUUUAUCUUUCCUGCAAUUACGAGGCUGCCAGGUGAAAGCUGACAGGGAAGGAUUUGAUGUUUUCGAAGGGCGAAUUUGACCAAUUUUCUUUAUCCUGUUUUUUCUUAUCUCCUUUCCUUUUUUGCUUGGGGAUUACUUCCCUUAUAUCUAUUUCCCUGAUUAGAAGGAAGGUUCUUUAAAUCUAAUCGAUCUUUCCAAGAGCCAAACUACUAAUAUGGCUUGUUGGAGCUGAUAUUCAUGCAGAUUAUAGUUUUUUUUUGUUUUUUUUUAAGGCAUCACUUUUCAUGUGUAGCACACUGGUUUCAGUUCCCUUUCACAGGUUUAAUGAUGCACCUUCAGUUCUGAGAUUUUUCUCCCGCAGCAGCCCGGUUGAUUAGGAUAUCCUAAUUGGGUUCCUUCCUUUUUAGAUCUUUGUAUAUUAAAAGUAUUUGCAGGUUAUAACUUAUAGGGCAUCUCUUUUCUGUGAAACACGCCUAAAUCCCUUUCUUUUCCACAGUUUUGAAGAAGCACUUUUUGAUUCUGUGGGAGUUUUCUCCCUCACCUGCCCAAUUAAUUAAUCCUCUUUUUACAGAAGGUAUUCGUAUAAUAUCUCAAACUCCCAUUCGGGGGCUAAUUUAUACAUUAAACAGCAGUAUAAAUGAAAUUAAUAAACUUGUAUGCGUUCCAGGUUAUAUGUGCAAUGCACCAGUAACCAUUGUAUGUUGGAAAUCUGCACCUUUUUAGAUUAAUCCAUAGAUGUACUCUGUUUUGGGUAAUACUAGUGAGGGAUUGUAGUUACUCACAACUCCUUUUAUGCUUCUUAUUGGAUGCGAGUAACAGCUCCAAUAUCGGCUCCAGAUUUUCCUGCCUUUCCUCUUUAGGUUACCGAUUGCCGUUUUCGUCUCCUGGCUCCACAUGUUGUUUCUAGAUUACAGUUUAGUUCCAAAACUCUUCCCACGUUCACCUAUGCAUCAUGUGUGCUUGGUGAGAUAAAUUGGUACUCCCCAGCCAUCUAACGUUUUUGCCGAAUUGACAGCGUUUUAUUUUGGCGUCGUGCAGCUUGUGGAUCGUGGCUCCCGUUCUCCAGCUUUCACCCGUGACGCUGGUUAUUUGUAAUGCAACAGUUUGUCAUUCUGUUGGACACAUUUAAAAGGACACUAUAGUCACCAAAACAACUUUAGCUUAAUGUAGCGGUUUUGGUGUAUAGAUCGUACUGCUGCUGUCUCGCUGCUCAAUUCUCUUCCAUUUAGGAGUUAAAAGCGGCACUUUUACAGUCUGGGGACUUUGCAGAAUUCUCAAAGACCCCUGACAAGUGAUAUUGCUGCUGACAAAUCAAUAAAGUGAUAGAGAUACAGUAAAGAAAGUGUGUGUGACAGCUGAAACAGCCGAAAAACCACCUAAGUGGGAACCCCUUAUACCACUUAAAAACAAUACAAUGAAUACAUACAAUAGGUGGUACACACAUCCAACGUUUCUAAAGAAGGAAACAAAAUAUCAUAGUAUAAUAUUGUCAAACAGAACUGUAAUGAAUAAUGAUAAAGCAAUACUACUCACAAGCCCAGAGCCAAUAUGACAUAUGGCUCUAAUGUGUAGCGCACUGGGACUUUUAAACAGGUGUCCCCAUCCUUCUUCUUAGGCUUUCUUGUAUAGUGUGCUGAAGCAGAUAAUAAUAUUCCAAAAAUGUAUUUCCAAAGGGAACUUUAUUCACAAAAUUAAAUAUAAUAAAAAUAGAGAGAAAUGUUUUCUCAAUAAAAAAGUCUGUAAUAGACUAAUAUGUCCAAAUGAAAAGUCUAAUAGACAGACUGUAUGUCCAAAACGCGUUUCGCCCUAUGGUAGGGGCUUCCUCAGUUGGUAUCAGUCGAUAUCUUUGUUUUAAAUAUUUUUAUUGGUAUCAUGUCAUAAGCGUGGUUUACGAUUGUAUUUAAACAUUACAGUCUGUUGCCUGCGCAGAGGCGUGUUUCUCGUUGCGGUGAUCGGAACAAUCAGUUGCCUGCGCAGAGGCGUUUUUUCAUUGCAUCUAACAUAACGUUUAGUUGCCUGCGCAGAGGCUUGUGUCACUGUGUAUAUAUCCUAGCGUUUCGUUGCCUGCGCAGAGGCUCGUUUCACAUUGCAGCAGAUGUGUCGUUUAGGUGCCUGCGCAGAGGCGGUUCGAGUAUUUUACUUUUAACUAUAUAAUGUAAUAUAAUUAUUAGCUAUCAUAGUGUGCGUGCUGUGUAUGGUCUGGCUGGUGUGUGUGUUGUUUGAUGAGUGUGGUGCGUAUUCUGAUUGUUUUAGGACUUGUCACAUGUUGCAGCGCUUUUUUAUCGCAUCUAUAGUGGAGUUUGCCUGCGCCGCGUGCGCUCAACCCGUUCCUAGGGCUGUGUGUGUUGAGGUAUUGAGCUGGUAUGUGUUGUGGGUGCUUAUUGCGUCUCGGGCUACUGGACUGCUGUCACUUAGUCGGUGUCUUUCCCACAUGUCUCAUUUGUGGCCCCUGCUGUCUCGUCCUAUUUUCCUGCUUGUUGUCGUGUGUUGUGCCAGGUCUGUUGCGGUCUCAUGGGCAGCACAGCUUUCGAGUGGGGGUAUCAGUCGAUAUCUUUGGAUGGAGGCUUUCUCGGCGUCUUUAUGGUAGAGGUUUUGCUCUACUUCCUAAUUUUGGCGGUUUCGUCCGUGCGUGGAACGCAUAUGCGUUCCACCUGCGUCACUUCCGGUCCUUGUCCGUCCGUGAGUGGAACGCACAUGCGUUCCACUUGCGUCGCUUCCGGUCUUUGUUCAUUGAGCAUGCUGGGAGCGUUGUUUGUCACUUCCGGUUCCUGUUAGUCGAACUCUUUGGGAACACUGCUGGAACGCACAGUUCCUGGUCUGUGCGUUCCACUGCAUAUCCAGCAACAAACAGUCCUCAAUGCAAGCCUCCAUAUACAUACCACAUUAAAUAAAAGUGUUCACCAUUAUUUCAAGAAUGCAAAAUGUAAAAAAGAAACAAAGAAAUAUAUAUACAGCACCAAAAGGCAUACAGCUUUAGAUGUAAUCGUAACUUAAGUGCUUAAGGUGCCACAAGUUAUUUAACAGUAUAUGUGUGUAAAAUGUGAUGUAUAAAAGACCUAGAAGAUAUCAUCAAUUAAUAAAACAUAUAAAAUAUAUAAAAGGACAAUGCUAAUAAAAUUCCUAUAUAAAAUGACAUAUCUCAAAAUCUGAGUUAAGACCAUAUGGAAUCAGGGUAUUCAAAUUGAAAAUAAAUUUCAUCUCCUCUGCACCUAUUUUUUUAAUAUAGUCUCCACCUCUCCAAUCUUUUCUAACUAUUUUUAAUGGACAGAAGAAAAGAUGCUCUGGAUUAGAAUUGUGAUGACUUUUAAAAUGAUUGGAGACACUGUGGGUUUCUAGGCCUUUUUUAAUAUUCCUGACAUGUUCGGAUAUCCGAACAUUCAGAUUCCUAAUAGUUCUACCUAUGUACAAUAAAUUACAAGGGCAUUUCAAUAAAUAAAUAACACCUUUUUGGAACAGAGCUAAGUAAAGGUAAAAAAUUACUUACCUGUUCCUUGUGCACGGCCAUCUUGAUAUGGAAGAUCCUCUUUGGAGUCGACGUCACUGCUGUACUCUCGCAUAUGCAUGAGAGUACAGCACUGAGGGAUGUGGAGGAUUCUGCAAGACCCUCCAUAGACUGAGUCAAUUCCCUGCAUUCCCUGCAGCCGUCACUGGAGAAAACCAGUAGCCCCUACUUUGUCUCUGUAUAUUGCUUGACUUGGUUGGAAUUUCAUUAAAAUUCCAACACACUCAAAAUUAAUAUCUCAUCAAGAUUCUGGCUUUAUGAAAUACAAUUUUUUUGUGCGGAGGUGGGUUGCAGUGCCGCAUUAAAUCACAUUUGUUUUUGCAGCCCUAGUCAACUUUCCUGCAUAAGACUUUCACAGCCCUCCUAAACAAUUCCUGUAAAGUGAGAUCUAAUGUUUAAAAUUUCUUUAUUGCACAGUCUGUUUAAAGGACCACUAUAGCUUAAGGAAGUGGUCUGGGUGCCAGGUCCAUCUAGGUUUAACCUUUUAAUAUAGAAUUUCUUAUUUCCUGAACUUUUAAUAGCUUGCUAGACCUUGCAGGAGGUGUGUGUUUGUGUUUUAAAGUUCGAUUUACAAAACAAAGAAAGAAGCUUCUAAAAUAAGCUAACAUCUGAUUUAAAAAUAAAGCAUUUUUUCAUGCAGACUGUGUCAGUCACAGCCAGGGGAGGUGUGGCUAGGGCUGCUUGGACAGAAACACAAGUGAUUUAACUACUAAAUGGCAGAGAACUGAGCAGUGAGGCUGCACUUAUUUAGCAUAAAUAAAAUAUUUGAAACCUAUAGUAGUCCACCUUCAUUUUCUUAUAAAUGUGUUUGCAAACAGUAUAGCUAAACUACCACAAAUUAGAUGCAUGUUUAGCAGUACUGACUUUUAGUGUACCUCUGCACUUUAAUUUUCUCCAUCCUAAAUAAAGUGCUCUUUAAUGCACGUAUGACAUGGUAUAUUUUAUAUUUAUUCACAGUUUCAUGCAGCAGCUUUUAAAAUAUUCCCAACUUUGGGUGGCAAUGAUAAGCUAAGAGCCCAGGGCUAACCCGCCCUUCCUAUUCUCAGCCAAAAUUUGACAGGCUAAUGCAAACCAUCACUGCGACAGUAGAGGAGCCAUUUCUUUUUAUCCAAUCACUGAAAUUACCUCACACAAAACAGUCAACAUUGCUCAGACUUUUUUCCACUUAACCAGUACAAUGAGCAGAAAUUAUUAUGGUGCUUAAAUUGUUACUUCCCCUUUAUAUAAAAAAAAAAUGAAAAUUAUGCUCGAGUCCAAAGUAGUUUCAGUAAGAAUGUUCCAUCCUUGACUUGUAGGCUAAAUCUUUUGCAAGAAUGCUUGUUAGACUAAAUAUUGACACUUUAUGUAAUAUCAGUGUGUGAACCGAUCCUAUCUGAAACCGCUUAAAAAUACAACUCUGUAGCUAACUAAAUCUUCACUGUGGAUUGUAGUAUUUAUUUUUUUGUUUUGCAAUAGUUAUCAUAAUUUUUUUUAAUUUUUUUUUAUGUAUGUCAUAUGAUGCUGUUACUGCUAUGAGGAUUUAUGCACUCUUAUGACACUACAGCAGAAAUGUUUACACAUGUGUACUUGUAGAGCAGUUUCUAAGCUGAGAACACUUCGGAGCACAUAAACACUUCGGAGCAUUGUUGGACAAUUAUUGGACCGUCCAGCUUUAAAGCUCACAAAAUUGUAUAGUUUUUUUAAAAACUUGAGUUUGCUGGAUUUUGUAUGUUGUAUCAAUGGGUCCCAGCAACACUUCAUCAUGUAUGGGUGAGUAUAGUGUUCAUGGUUUCAUAUAUAAGUUACUCACCACUGAAUUUUCACUCGCUUGUGUUUUAGACCCUGAUUAGGGAUCCAACUGCUGUAUGUCAGUUACUGGUUCAGUAUCCAGUAGGUCCAUAUAAGACCUUUUAACCUUCAAGCCUUUAACAGUUCUGAGAAACUGCUAUGAGUUAAGCCAGCCUCUAUAUUAUGCCUCAAUCAUGCAGAGCUUCCAUGGGAAAGCAUUGAAAAAAUGCUUUCCUACGGACACUUUGAAUGCGCGCGGCAGUGCCGCACAUGCGCAUUCGGUGCCGGUGGCGUCAGACAAGGAUGCUGACGUCAGCGGGGAUGGAGAGGUAAGGGUGCCCGGCGGGGGGAAAGGGGGAGUAGCUGAUGUGGUUUUAACCCCUUCAGCGCCGCAGGAGGGGGACCCUGAGGAUGGGGGCACCCUCAGGGUACUAUAGUGUCCAUUUAAAUUUUUUUUUUUCUAGUGGCUUUCUACCAGACAGCCACUAGAGGCGCUUUUUGCAGUUUCACAGAGUUUGACUUGGUGAAAGAUGCUGGAUCUCACUCUCUGCAUGAGGACAUCCACUGUCACGCAAAACCCUACAGGAAAGCAUUGAUGCAGUGUUUACCUAAUGAGGAAAGCCUUGCCAUGCUUACGCAUUAGUUCCACCCUUUGGCUGACAUAGGACGAAGUGGAGAGUGACACACAGCCGAGGGACCUCGGUGCGAGAAUCAAGUAAGCUUAUACAGGCUUAUUUAACCCUAUGACACAUCAUGGGGUGGGGACUGAAAAGCACGUUGGGGUUGCUUUAAAAAUUUAUUUUAUCCCUUCUAAUGUAGACACCAAAACUUGAAAACUAGAAAAAGCUAAAUUUCUUAUGAUUAAGUAUAAUUUAUCAUAUCAAUUGCACCAUCAGGUUGACACCCACUGUGAUGAUGAUUCAAACAUUCUUUCACUCAAUACUAAAUCAUUACAUUUAGAGUUUGGAAAACAGUGCUUUAGAAAUGAUAAUGCGAUUUCAUAAAUGGCUGGAUAUAAAAGUCUUGGUCUAGUGAUUUUGAAGGACGUUCAGCAGUAAUUUUCAGGUUGAAUGUUUGUGUUGAUUUUGAAUAAGAUCAUAUUGCUGUGUAUCUCAAGUGUCAGGAAUCCUGAGCUUUGCAUGGAACAUCUGCUAUGAAUCCUCUUAGAUUAGGUAAACGUUGUAUUUGGGAAUAACAUUUAAAUGGCCUGUACAGAGGUGGACAAAAUAACAGAAACCUAUAUAAUGAAGUACAUUGUGAAAUAAGUAAACCAUGACUGUACGUUUGGUUUACACAGAUGGCUUGGGUUGUCUUAGGGGUGAGCUGUGGCCUCUGGUAUCGCUAGAACUGGUCUUCAUUGUACACUGUAGUGUUUAUGGUGCCAGGAGUCCCCUGGCCAUGUCUCAUGGUAAGCAUUAAAACCAUUUUAAAAAUAUUUAAGACAUUCUUGCGUCCCCCAGACACCUCAGCCAGCAAGUUCUGCAAGGAAUAAAUUAAUAAAUAUAAUGUGGUUGGAAAGUGGUUCAACAAUAUCAUAGCUAUUGUGCUGCAUGGACUCCUACCCACCUCACCCCACCCCCUAUAUGAUUGACAUGUCACAUAAUAAAUAUAUAUAUAUAUAUAUAUAUAUAUAUAUAGUGUUCUUUUAUACAAGACAAAAAAGUUAAUGUUUGCUCGGGCAAUGUUAAAUGGACAAGUAUGUUUGCAGAUAUAUGGUUACUCUUACCGAGUCAAAUGAAGAGGAAGUAAGGGGGAAGCCUUUCAAUGUUUGUCCCCUGUGUUGAUGUAACAGAGUUGCUGUGGUAACUGUUGGUGAUCCGGUUGCCUGCACCAAGUAACAUGAUGCGCAUCCCUAAACAUACAUACUUUGUGAUUUCCAGAGAAGCCAACAUUAUUUUACCAAAAUGUACUCCACUGUUAGAGAAGGCUGUGAGUAGCGUGAGAGUUGUAGUAAGCUAUUCCAAUGAAGGUGAUAGAACAAGUAUUUAAUUUUUUUUAGUUCUUUAUUUAGGAAUUGAGCAAGUAGGCAAUGCAAGCAGGAAGAUGGAACCAAAAUGCCAGUUGCUCAUUUUACAUUCCAAUAAGUGGGUGUCCACAGCGGUGAUCAUAUUAUGAGAAAAAGUGCAUUCAUGACUACAUCUAGGAAAUGUAUUCUGACCAUAUCUUUCAAAAUGGUAGAGGUAUAUUCUAAUUCAAAGUGUUCAAUUAAAUGGUUAUCUUGAAUUUGGGUUCUAACCUCCCUCAUAGGUGGAACAGAUGUGACCAGUGUUAUUAUGGUGCUAAUGUUAUUUUAUUCAAAAGUUUUGAGCUCUUCUUGGAAAGCCCUCUAGAGCGCAUGAUCGCAGCAGUCUCAAAGGAUGUAAGGUGAAUGACCUCUGGAAAACAGAUGCCGACGGGUCCCCUACCUCUUUCUAAAACGGCACUACUACCGGACGUGCCCACCACAAGUGCAAAUAGGUUCCACUGUGGCACAUAGCCGCCAACAGGUAUCAGUGGGAGUCUUACCCAUGUGGAAGAGUUGUGCUGGAGCGGUGUGCCUUUUAAAUAGGAUUUUUAUAUGUUUGUUCCUGGAAGAUGACCUAAAUGGAAACCCUAGCUGCUGCCUCCUAGAUAUUCUCCCAUGAGUCACCCUCCAGCACCUCUCCUAGGUCCUGUUCCCACUGAGUUCUAUAGCGUAAAGAUCCCCAUAUUAUGGAGUCAAAACAGAUGGAACUGUAUAUGAGAGAGAAAAGUAUUUUCUGAGACUUCCCUUUAAUACAGAGAUUUUUGUAAAAAGGUAUGUGGGAUUAGCUGCCUUUUUAACUUUGUAAUUUUUUGCGAAAUCUCCUAUCUGUACAUAUCUAAAGUGAUCCUUACAGCGUAAAAGAGAGAGAAACCCUCCAUAGGUGCAUAUGUUGCUGAAUGCCAGCCUCAUCCAGAUUUUUAAACUCUCUAGGGCGCGUAACUGGAGCAAAAUCCCUGUUUCUAAGCACCUGAGAAACGGGAGAGGGAUUAGAAGUUAGGUAAAAAAAAAUUGUCUAAUACGAUCCCAUAUUAAGAGAUGUAAUAAUGGCUGGACGGGUGGUACGUAGAAGAGACCCUGGAUAUCUCUCCACCCGCAUUUAAAACAUAGGCAAGUGUGAACCCAUAUUGUAUUCCACGUCCAUCCAGUCUUUUCUCCUGGCGAUGUGUGCCAUGAUUACUGUGCCAGCUGGGCAGCAUAGUAACAUUAACAGUUGAGGCAAUCCCAGCCCUCCUCUCAUUUUAGGACUGCACAGUAUGGGUCUAGUCACUCUUUGCCUAUUGUUAUUCCUAAUAUAGGAGGAUAUAGAUCUGUAUCCCCUCUAUGUCCCAUUUCAUGAUGUAGAUCGAUGGGGCUUGAAACAUAAAACGUGAUCUGGAAUCACCCAAAAUAUUUAUUUUUAACUAUUAAUCAAAGUUUAUACAUCAAUUAAGGUGAAAAAACUAAACCUUUCAUUCACUGCUGUUUGGAAAGGGCAUUAAUGAUUUUUUUUUGUUUUAUUGUCACAGAAUUUUGUAUUUUUAUUUUCACUGUGUUGAUAAAAUCUCUUUUUUUUUUUUUUAUUUAUUUUUUUUUUCAUAGCAUCUGGCUUGUAUAAGAAUUUUUUUUUUUCCUAGAACAAGCAAAAGAUUUGCUAUCUCUGACCAUACUGUUGGCUUUGAAGCUGCAUGUGCUUAUUACACGUGAGAUAACUAUCUUACAAUGUAAUAAAAUUGCUGGUAAUCCAUAGACCAUGCAGUUUGCAUUUAUUAGAAUAAGCAGAAUUCCGGAAGAAAAGUAGAAAGAACUCUGCAUAAUUAUAUUGAGAAAUCAGCAAUGGGACACUAUAGUCACCAGUGCAACUACAGCUUAAAGGAACACUAUAGUCACCUAAAUUACUUUAGCUAAAUAAAGCAGUUUUAGUGUAUAGAUCAUUCCCCUGCAAUUUCACUGCUCAAUUCACUGUCAUUUAGGAGUUAAAUCACUUUGUUUCUGUUUAUGCAGCCCUAGCCACACCUCCCCUGGCUAUGAUUGACAGAGCCUGCAUUAAAAAAAACAAAAAAAACUGGUUUCACUUUAAAACAGAUGUAACUUACCUUAAAUAAUUGUAUCUCAAUCUCUAAAUUGAACUUUAAUCACAUACAGGAGGCUCUUGCAGGGUCUUGCAAGCUAUUAACAUAGCAGGGGAUAAGGAGUAUACAGCUGAGGCUCUUCGCAGGGUCAGUAGCACAGCAUCCAUGUUGAAGCUGCCUUCAACAUGGAUGCUGUCCAGGAGGUGGGAGGUCUGGGAGGGAGGGUCUGCUGGAGAUUGGCCGGGAUGUGUCAGCUGACCGGAGCUCGCCGCGAACGGUUCGUGGCGAGCCGUUCGCGGGAAGUUCGCGAACGGUUCGCGACAUCACUAAUCUUAAUUAAACAGAAAUUGCAAUAAAGAAAGCCUAAAUAGGGCUCUUCACAGGAAGUGUUUAGGCUGUGCAAGUCACAUGCAGGGAGGUGUGACUAGGGUUCAUAAACAAAGGGAUUUAACUCCUAAACGGCAGAGGGUUGAGCAGUGAGGCUGCAGGGGCAUCUUCUAUACACCAAAACUGCUUCAUUAAGCUAAAGUUGUUCAGGUGACUAUAGUGUCCCUUUAAUGUAGUUGUUCUGGUGAGUAUAGUCAUUAUGUGAAGGCAUUUUCAUGCCAUCCGUGUCUUUUCAGAGAAAAGGCAGUGUUUACAUUUCCCGUAGGAACACUUCCAAGUGGCCACUCCUCAAAUGGUCACUGGAGGUGCUUCCUGGAAAAGCAUUGGAUUGGCUAAAAAUCGGCAAUUCUGAUGUCACCAAGGGGGCGGGGCUGAAUAUAAGAUGAGUUUUAACCCAUUUUGAUGAGGCGAAGAGGGGAGGGGUGGGAUGUCUUUGCAUCCAAGGAUCAUCAUUCAUUGAUCAAAAACUGUUUACCACUGUACGGUUGGAUGAUUUUUCUGGACUCUGCGUACCAUAACUAUUUCAGUAGAUGACGUACACUACUUAAAGGUUCGCUUUAAUCAAUGACACUACAUUUAGCUGUUUUAUUCAGGGCGGGGAGGCAAACACAUGGAAAGGGACAGAAAGGGUUAAAGGCAAAUUGGUCUAGGUGCAGUGUCCCUGAUCCCUUUAUCCAACAAUGUAAAACAUAGCUAUUCCUUUAACAGCUGAUCAGGAAGUGAAGAUGGAAAAGUUGUGGUUAGUAUGCAAACAAUUUGAAAAAGGGGGAAAUGGAGAAAAAAAACAAAAAACACUAAAAAGAAAAUGCAACAUAGCUGUGAAAAAGGUGUUGAUUUAUUUAUUGCCAGUCAGAUAUAGAUAUAUAUAAUAAUAUGUGUGUGUAUAUGUUUUUUUUUGUUUUGUUUUUUUUGUUUUUUCUUCUCUCAAAGCCUUGUGGGCUUACUAUAUUGGUAUGCUCCUGUGGUGAAUUUCAGUGCUGAUCAAGCACUUUGCUUACAGUCUCGGCACCUGUUUUAGAGACAUCCUAACUGGAUAACCUUCUGCCACGUCACAUUUAGCACCUACUAACAUUUGUAGGCUGUGUGCAGAAAUCCAAUCCAAUAUCCGGUUCAGCUGCAACCGACAAAUCCAGUAAUUGGAAUGAAUGCAAUAUGAUUACACCUGUGAGGUCACUUUGGCAACACUUGCUCUGAAGCUCCUAUAACAAGUGCAUUUAUCCGGUACCCUGAUAAAAUCAGUCUGAUAUCCAGGGUUUUUUUGUUUUGUUUUUUUCCACUAAACAGACUUUAUUGAACUGAAAUCCGAGUUGUUUUAGGCACCAAUAACUGAUACAGAAAAAUUUUCAAUUCUGCCAUAGACACAACUUGGGAGUUUUAGACUAAGUUUUGCCAUUCUGUUUUCUUCUCUUUACAAAUGAUAGAACCUGCUUUUAUUCUCCUAAUGUUUGCAGAUUCAGGAGUUCGAAGGUCUUGGUUAGUACAGUGUUGCAUAGUCACUUUCAAAAAAAUUAUUACCAUUCAGCUAAAAUCCUCUUGCAAACUAAGAAUAGUAUUUGAGACAUUGCCUUUGAGCUAUUGUGGCUGCCAUAUAUCCUGAGCGGCACUAUCUCUUCUUGUAGCUAGAUCCCCAAGAGCCAUGCAUGUGUUCUCAUGAAUUAUAACCUGUGAAUUUCACUGCAUAUUAAUGCUCAUCAGCCCUUUUAAGAACUGUAUCUGAACACCAACAUUGUUGUUUUUUUUGCCUUGUUCUCUGCAUCUUUAAUAUGCUUUUAAAUAAGCACUACUGCAUGUACCAUGUUUUACUUGCUUUUUGUGCCUACAUUGUAUUUUUGCUUUUUAUUUUAGUUUGUGUACAUAAAAUAUGGUUGCCAAAUAUUUAACCUGGAUAUGAAUUAACAAAGGACAGCGUUGUCCAAAAUAUUUGACUUUGAAGUGCUCCUCAUUCUUCCAAUAAAAACAAAAAUCCAUGUUUUAUAAGAAGCACAGAAAAAUCCACCAAUAUUAUUAUUUAUGAAAAAUUUAAAUCAGAAACUCACAUGAAGGUCAGAAUAUGGGUGGAGGCGUAGGCACCGUGGGUAUGUAAACACGAACACCAAAUAAAAACAGGGGAGCAUUGCGCCUCGUUAUGAUAAGCUUGACUCACCAAGGAGCGACAGAUCUGGAGUUUGAGGUAUAGAUACUGGAUAAUGUAUUCCUAAGGUGUUUAAAUCCAUGAUCCAAAAUCAUAAUGAAUGCAUAUUAGAGCUACGAACAGCUCAUAUGGUACAACUUUCAUUUUCAUCUCCUUUCCCCCACAUAAAAGCAAAUAAAGAGGCAACACGUGAUGUUAUAAAUUAAAAUUAUACCUAACCACGCUGAACUGCACAGUACCAUAUUGAAAUGUCUAUACUGUAGUUGAACUGCUUUCCCUUUUCUUUUUUUCUGUACUCUAUUAACAUGUUAAAAACAAUCAAUAAAAAAAAUAUAUUGAAGCAGAAAAGAAGCACAGAAUUUGCUUUCUUUCCGUGUGUUUUUUUUAUAAAAGGCUUGCCAUAUGGGUACCCAAUAUACCACUAGGGGAAGAUUGUGUGCGGCACAUAGCACUCGCUUGGAGUCUUUCAUUUGCUGUCCAGCUGCAAGUGCUGUUUAUCUCUUUAUAGUUUAUAUAUUGUUUGUUUCUUCUGUUUAUGGCUACAGUCAUUACUAUUCUCCUGAUUUUCGUAAUGGACAAUUAAAAUAAACUUGCCAGCAAAUGCCUAAUUUUUUUUGUAUUUGGGAUGGGGGUGUAAUAUUUAUUAUCCAUUUAUUACAUUAGCGUAAGCAAAAUUAAAUAGUGUCACCACUCUAAUACUGUGUUCGUAGUCCUGUUUUAUUCCUUGAAUUAUAGGAACACUAUACUGUUAGGAGUACAAGCCUGUAUUCCUUUAUUUAUCUGUUUGUUUGUUUAUUCAAUUUUAUGUAAAUGCAAAAAUUGUACAUGAUCACCAUAAAUGACAAUUGCGCUCAGGGAGAUAAACGUCUCCUGGCUCAUACAUUUUUGACAACAAAUGGUAUGCACAUUUUAAAGUCUUGGUCCUUAUUACAACACAUUAUAUUGUUCCAUGGUUUGGCGUUCAAAUGCAUAUUGGAAAAGUUCAAAACAUAACAAUCACAAUAGUAAACUAUUAACUAACAAAAUCAAAAUAACACCAAGGAUAGCUAUAUGGACAUUCGUCUUAAACAUAAGUUCUGAUGCACUUAUCAACAGGGUUUUUGUUGUGGCUGCCGGAGAGAUCUCUUAUGGCUUGGCAAUGUAAAUGGAUGAACAGAGGACCUAUCUGUGAACUGCCCGCUCUCUUUGUAGUGUGCCCUCCAAUUAUAGACACUAUAAAGUUACCCCUUCCCUAAUUUAUUUCCAUUUUGCCCAGAUCUUCUCAAGUAUGUUGAGUUUGCCCAUUAUAUUGAAGACCAUUUGUUUGAAUGUUUUGAUAUUCGAUACCGUCUCUCGUAUUGUUUGGAUUAAUGGGGUUUGUGUGGACUUCCAAAGUUGGGCAAUACCGUUUUUUGCGGCUAUCAGAAUUUGAAUAAUCAAUGGAGUUAUGUGCUGUCGCACUCCAUGGGGAGUUAUAUGUAGUAGGUAGAUUUCUGGUUUCAAGGGCAGUAAGAUCUCCGUGACAUUUUAUAUUACUUGUUGGAUUUGUUUCCAAAACUAGACAAUCUUUUCAGAUUGAAAAAGUAUGUGGCUUAGGGAUCCCUCCCCCUCCUUGUAUCUCCAGCAAACAGGAGGACUGCCUCGGUAUGUAUGUGCUAGACGCUGAGGCUUUAAGUACCAUCUCUGCCAUAACUUGUGUGCUGCCUCUAGGUGCUCAAUGCAAUGUGUGGCUUCUCUAGUCAGCCUCAUUGCUCUGUACCAUUGAGAUGGCUCUCAUUCUCCAUUGAAGUACCUUUCCCAUUGUGCCAUUAAGUGCAGUUUGUCUGGUUUCGCUAUGUGCAACAAUCUUUUAUAACCUACCGAUAAUGGUUUAGCUUUGACAUGUCUGCCCAUACACAUUUUUCCAAAGUUAUGCAUCUGAACACUACCUUAACCGCUUUUAACUUUGUUACAAUAUAUUUUAUCCUUAUAUAAGUGAACAGCUCUGUAUUUGUCAGUCCAUAUUUAUGUUGCAGAUCUGGGAAUUGCAUUACACCGUUUUCUGUCAGCUCAUGUUAAAUUCUCGUUAUUCCUUCCCUCCCCCAUUUCCCUAAAUCCAAAUCCCUUGUAUGGUAUGUCAAGCUAGACAAUGUCGCGGAUGAUGCACAUACGUCACGUCCUAAAAGUUUAGGGAUCCAGGACCUCCACAUUUACAAAGAGACAAGUGUUGUGAAUAGGAGAGCAGUACUGAGAUUUUUAGAUUGGGCGUGUUUCACUCACAUCAGGUCCUCUAUCAGGUUUUGGGGUGAUAUAGACUGUUCCAAUAGGUGCCAUAGUGGUUUAAUGGCCAUUAAUUCCAAGGCCACGGUCUGCGCUAGUAGAAAUGCUACAUAAUAUUUGUAUACGUUUUGGAACCCCUAGACCACCCUCUGUCAUCUUAUAGCUCAUUGUGUGUAAGGAGACCCACCCUCGUGGGUUUAAUUUUCCAAAUGUGUGCAUUGAUGGACUUCUGAUAGGAUGCCAGAAUAAUCGGAAUAGUCCAAAACAGGAACAGUAUUUGAGGUAGAAUACACAUCUUUAGUGAGUUAAUUUUCCCAACCCAUGAAGUGGCUCCCCCAGUCCACCAGCCCAACGUUAUCUGCACCCCUUGCAAAAAUGUACAAUUGUUGUUUUGAUCAUAGUCUGCUUAGAGGCUGACCACUGAAUUCCUAAAUAAUUAAUGGAGUCUUUUUGCCAUUCAAAUAGGUAUGUAUCGAUCGGUUGCCUCUUUAAUUUUUGUUCAAACUGAUAGGCAGGGCUUGUGUUUUUGUGGUGUUUUUUUUUUUUUUUUUUUAAUACAAUAUGACACACUUCCAUAAUCUGUUAAAAAGAUCCAUCGGUUGGGUAAGCAGUAUAAGGAUAUCGUCCGCAAACAGUAUGAGUUUUGGGGGCCUAUCGCCGUAGUCAGGCCUGUGAUCAAAACAUGCUUAUUAUUCUUGUGCGCUAAGGACUCUAGAGGGGAGAGGGACACGGAGUAGAGGAACACUAAAUAUUCUUGAAAACAUAAAAAAACUUGACUGGCAUGUAUAUUUUGUGAAUUUACUACUUCAUAAAAAAGAUUUUGCAAAAAUAAAUAAACCUGUUCAGUUAACAGUAGAUUUGUGUAGUAAUUGAUUCUUUUUUUUUCAAAACGGUAAAGUACAGAAUAUUGGCAAGUUAUCAGCUAUAGGCCCUAAAGUUCACAGUCGAUCCCUAAUAAAAAAUAGAUUUUCUCACCCCUCCUGGGUGGUAUGUUUGUUUAUUCCUCAUUCUCGGGUCCCCUACCAGAGGCCUGGGAGUUUGAGGGUUCUGUACAGUAUCUUAGCUGUUCCUAGAACUGCACUCUUCUGGACAGCAAUCUCAGAUGUCCCAACUGGAAUCUGUUGAAGCCACUUCCCCCAACUUGGGAGUCACAGCCCCGAGUGCUCCUAUCACAACUGGGACUAUUACUGCCUUCACUUUCCACAUCCGUUCUAGUUCUUCUUUCAGUCCUUGUUAUUUGUCUACCAUCUCAUGUUCCUUCUUCCUGAUGUUAUAGUCACUGGGUAUUGCCACAUCCACCAUGACUGCAGUCUUUCGUUCCUUGUCUACCACUACUUGGUUGGCCAGCACUUGCUUGUCUGUCUGGAUCUUGAAGUCCCACAGGAUCUUAGCCCUUUCAUUCUCAACUACCAUUUGUGGUAUCUCCCAUCUGGACUUAGGCAGGUCCAAUCUGUAUUCUGUGCAGAUGUUUCAGUAUACAAUCCCAGCAACUUGGUUGUAUGUCUCCGUGUAUGCUGCUCCUGCUAACAUCUUGCAUCCGGCUACUAAGUACUGGACUGUCGGAGGCCACUUUGCAGAAAUCAUUCCUGGACACGGAGAGAGAACCUAGGCCUGCUUGAAAAAAAUAAAAUAAAUAUAUAUCUCUUACAUUGCAUAUAUUUGUCUUUGACAAACAAAUAAUUGACUAGAGGAAAGUUGACUUAACCUAUAUACUCGAGUAUAAGUCGACCCAAAUAUAAGUAGAGACCCCUAAUUUUACCCCCCAAAAACUGGGAAAACUUAUUGACUCAAGUAUAAGACUAGGGUGGGAAAUGCAGCAGCUACUGGUAAAUUUCUAAAUAAAAUUAUAUCCCCCCAAAAUUAUAUUAAUUGAAUAUUUAUUUACAGUGUGUGUAUAUAAUGAAUGCAGUGUGUGUGUGUAUGAGUGCAGUGUGUGUGAUGCAGAGCCUUUGUGGGGGGUGGGCAUUUUUAUUAUUUUUUUAAAAUUAUUCUUAUUUUAUUUUUUUAUAUUAAUAUUUUAUUAUUUAAAUUUUUAUUUAUUUUUAUUCGUCCCCACCCCCACCCCCUGCUUGUUAGCUGGCCAGGGAGGGGGGCUCUCAUUCCCUGAUGGUCCAGUGGAUGGGCUGUGUAGGAGGGGGGCUGGCGGGGAGCUGCAACUUACCUUUCCUGCAGCUCCUGUCAGCUCCCUUCUCUCUCCUCCGGUCUGGUCAGCUCCCCUUGUCAGCUCCAUUGUAAUGAGCCCGGCGGUCCUUGUCUGUAUUAUGGCAAUGUAAGUUGCCAUAAUACAGACAUUGAGUCGAGUAGGGGUUUUUCAGCACACAAAAUGUGCUGAAAAACUCGACUUAUACUCGAGUAUAUACGGUAUUUCUCUUAGGUAAUAGGACAUGACUACUCCGGUGCUCCUGUACACUAUGUAAAGUUUGCCACUACAAUAUUUUAAAAGAAAUUUCAUAUUCUGCUUAUAACAGGAGAUUCUGACACCGUAAAUAGUUUUACCAUUCCUAAUCUUCUGAAUAGUACAAUGUUUUAGUUAGGUUAGUUAGUCCGUUAAGCUGGUGAAAUAUUCUAGAAACACUCUAAACACCAUAACAAUUUCAUCACAAUUAAACUGUUAUGGUGCCAGGAUCUCCUUGUGCUGUCUUGCCUUAAUGGAAUAAGCAGUUGGUGAACAAUUUAACCCUAAAGUUGUGAGGAUGCUGUCCGCUCUCCCAACUGGCUUCUGGUAAUGUUUGACUCCUCAGAGAAGCAAAGCACUUGCUUCCCAUUCAUGAAACCGUCUGAGAAAGACUGGUAUUUCUUACAUUAGAACUACUUCUUGAUUAAUCUGCAUGUUCACUGCUUCCCUAUUUUCUGCUUAUUUUAGGGGGUGGGAUAGCUUUUAAUCACAUUUAGUCCCAUACUGUGUUUGCCACUGAUCCCCUGGCUGAGAUCAUCUUUAUUGAUAAUUUACUCUAUGAAUGUCAGAUGCUCUCUACACUGAACUACGCCUGAUGGUGCAGGGCUUAGCUCAUUGGCGGAGAGUGAUCAGCUGACACUUUCGGACAAUAAGAUGGCCCUGUACAGCAGGGAUCAGCUCAGGAGAAAUAAUGGGAACGCCAUGCACAAGCUUCUAAUUCUCUAUAUAGAAAGUGACAAGUAGCCAGCUGACCCCAGUUAAGAUGUCAUUCUGUUUGACUUCUUACCAUGAGGGGCCACCAAGGAACUCCUGUCAACAUAACCACUAAAAUAUAGGAAUAAGUAAACAUAUUAAAAAUCCUGGCAAGUGACAUUUUACUUUUAAUACCAUAAUAUACAGGAUUUGUUGUUUGUCUUUUUUUUAUUUUUUUUAUUUUCUGUUUUAGUUAAUUAUUAAAACAAAGAACAAAAAAAUGUAGUUGUUUUUCUUACUGACCAAUGGUAUUUCUUUUUCCCAUAGGAAAGAUGAUCGAGAUUAUGCCUUAAAACAAAUAGAAGGUACUGGAAUUUCUAUGUCUGCAUGCAGAGAGAUAGCAGUAAGUAGAAGUUCUCAUUUUUAAACAUCUACAUUGCCAUGUUUCAACUGUAAUCCUCAUGAGAGGAUGCAACCAUCCCUAUAGGCUUACUUCUUAAGGUUUAAAUUAUUGUGAAGCCAUGGGAUUUGUAAUAGAAGUGUGAUUAUAUUUUUUUAAUGUUUUCGUUGUUUUGUUUGUGGGUGUUUGAUUACUUGAAACCAUUCUCUGUUUUCGUUUGAGGAUGUUGGAUAGUCCUUUCAGAUAUUGGGUGUUGUUGACUUCUACCUGCUGUUUUCCCUGAUCCUUGUUGGUAUAGUUUCAGUAUUUGAACAACUGUCGUAGGGCUCCCUUGACUUCUAGUUCUCAUUCUUUUAAAUCAUUAGAGAACCAGUUGUUGGAUUGUUGUUCUGCUGAUGUGACUAGAAAUGCCAUGGGCACAUCUUGCAUUGUAAAAUUUUUUCUAAAGGUCACUUCUGUGUUAUAUCAGUUUAUAGCAUCAGGAUGACACAUUGGCUGCGCAUUGCUUCUAAAAUCACGAUUUCUCUUGCCUGUGUGAUUGUAGGUUCUAUCGUGUUCGUUAUCAUUGUUGGAGGUAGUGCGGUGAGCAGUUGUUGAAACUCUUUGGGAAUGCUUAAAUUUAUCCAGUGACCUGUUAUCACUGGUGUGUGUGUGUGUGUGUGUUUAGAUUGAUUGAUAGAUAUGUACACACCUUUUUUUGGGGGGGGGAGGGGGAAUGGGGGGAUCUCUGAAAUAUGUUGAAUUGCCAAUGCAGUCAACAAAUAUCAUCAUAGAACAAAGCAGGGGCAACUUUCUUAUGAUAAAGCAUCAAGAAGGCAGAGUGUCCAUCGUCAAGUUCUGUCGGUUCCCCCAGCCGUCACUAACAACACUGUGGAAGUAAGGCAUUGCAUUGUUCAUCUGGAGACCGGAUAUUUGAAGGCUUCUCUGGGAUUCUCCCUAGACAUGUACUCUUCUGCAUGCGUUGAAGUAUAGCAUUGAAGAUACCGGCAGCAUGCGGGGAGCAGGGCCGGUGCAAGGAUUUUGGCUACCCAGGCAAAUUUGCAUUUUGCCCUCUCCCACUCCCCCCUAAAAAAAUGUAUCUUCACCUGUGUGCCUCGUAACUCCUCUUUUUUUAAUUUCUUACUGCCUUUAGUAUGCCCUCUUGAAUGUGUUAUCCCCUUUAGUGUAUUACACCCACCCUGUGUCUCUUACUUUCCCACCAGCCCCUUUCUGUGUCACUGUGCUUUAGUGUGGGGGAUAAGGGCAGAAUUGUAUGGACUAGGGACUUUAUCAUUAUUAUAAUAUAUACAUAGUGCCAACAAAUUGUGUAGCGCUGUACAAUGGGGCUUUAGUAGGCAGAUAGGGCAGUACUGUGUGUGUAGGACAAGGGCUUUAGUCAAGGGGAGAUAGGAGCAGUAUUGGGGAAUAGAGGCAGUUUUGUGGGGGGGUAGGGAAUUUAGUGAAGGGGGAAUAGGGGCAGUAUUGUUGGGAAUAGGGGCUAUAUUGUGAGGAGGGAAUAGGGGCCGUAUUGUUGCAGAUUAAUUCUUUAGUAUGGGGACAGGGCCCAUAUUGUGGGGGAUUUAUUCUUUAGGGUGGGGGGAUAGGGGCAGUAUUAUGGGUGACUGGGGCAUUAGUGGUAGGGUUAGAAACAGUAUUGUGGGAAAUGGGGCUUUAGUGUGGUGGAAUAUGGGCAGUAUUGUGUUGGACAGGGGCAUUAGCGAGGGUAAUGGAACAGUAUUGUUAGGGAAGGAGUCUAUAGUGGGGGGGAUAGGAACAGUAUUGUUGGAUCUGGAGCUAUGGUGGGGGUAUCGGAACAGUAUUGUGGGGGGCAGGGGCAGUAUUGCGGGGGGGAUCUGAACAGUUUUGAGGGACAGGACAGCAUUAUGGGGGACUGGGGCUAUUGUGGGGGGAAGGGACAGUAUUGUGGUGGACAAGGGCUAUGGUGGGAGGAAGAAUAGGGACAAUGUUGUGGGGGACUGGGGCUAUGUUGCGGGAUAGGAACAGUAUGGGGGGCACGGGUGGUAUUGUGGGGGUUAGGGGCUACAUACAAAGAAUACAUUAUUCAAUAUACUGUAUAUUAAAUCAAACUAUGUACAGCAGCCUACAUACAAAGUACACACUAUUCUAUAUACUGUAUAUUAUAUCAGUGUGUACAGCUGACAAAGAAUACAGUAUUCUAUAUACUGUAUAUAUCCUACAUUCACAUGCAUACAGGGAAUGACAUUGCAAAGUGUAUACAGCAGCCAACAUACACAUUCAUACAUACUAUACAGUGGUCUAUAUACCGCAUGCCAUAACAAAGUGUGCACUGCAGCCUCUAUACACUAUUCCACAUAGUGCAUGUCAUAAAGUAUGUACAACUGCCUCCCUAUAUAUUGUAUCAAAUCUUAUAUCAAAGUGGGUACAGCAGCCUUCAUACACAAGCAUGCAAUACAGAAUAUACACCUCUCUGUAUACUAGAUGUGACAUAAAAGUGAGCACAGCAGCCUCCGUGCACACGUACAUAUUAUAUGCAGAAUAACCAAUGUCAGCUCUACAUUGUAAAGUCAGAUCUGACAGGGAACACGUUAAUUCUAGUCUGUUUUCUAAAAACCAUAGUGUGAUCCUGAUCUGGUACACUUAAUCAUUAAAAACAAACAUCUGUUGAUCAAUACUACCCCUAGAUAUUCCGCAUACAGAUGAUGCGGAACUGGAUCAGUUCCCUCGCGCGCCCUCUCCUUCUGCGCCGCACUGGGCUGUGGAGACAGUGGAGGUACUGGCGCUCGGACACGCUACAGGAAAUGACCGUCAGGAGAGGAGUGUGAGGACUGUGCACUUCUCUCCUGCUGGUCAACUGGAUAUUUGCGCGUCUCCCCCGGCCGGUGCGCCCUAAGGCGGUCGCCUGUGCCGCCUUAUGGUAGCGCCGGCCCUGGCGGGGAGCAGUAUCAGGUAAAAUAACUGCACCGCUGGGUCUCCUAAUGCUGAGUGGGGAUGUCACCAUCAGGUCUUCAUAUUCCACCUGCCAAAAAGAGAGUGGAAACUUUUACAGAACCCUGGCAAGAGGUUUAAAGGACCACUAUAGUGCCAGGAAAACAUACUUGUUUUACUGGCACUAUAGUGCCCAGAGGGUGCCCCCACCCUCAGGGUCCCCCUCCCGCCCGGCUCUGGAAGGGUGAAAGGGGUAAAAACGUACCUUUUUCCAGCUCUGGGCGGGGAGCUCUCUGCCUCCUCACCUCCUCCGAUCCGCCCCGUCGGCUGAAUGCGCAAGCGCGGCAAGAGCUGCGCGCGCAUUCAGCCGGUCACAUAGGAAAGCAUUCAUAAUGCUUUGCUAUGGACGCUUUCGUGCUCUCACUGUGAUUUUCACAGUGAGAAGCACGCAAGCGCCUAUAGCGGCUGUCAAUGAGACAGCCGCUAGAGGAAUUGGGGGAAGGCUUAACCCAUUCACAAACAUAGCAGUUUCUCUGAAACUGCUAUGUUUAUAAAAGAAUGGGUUAACCCUAGAAGGACCUGGCACCCAGACCACUUCAUUAAGCUGAAGUGGUCUGGGUGCCUAGAGUGGUCCUUUAACUUUAACGGCCUUCAAGUAGACGGCAGAGAAAGGCAGGUACAUUCUUGCCCUUACGACUGGAGCCCAUGUCUCCACAAUUGUACUUCUUCUUUUAUCGAUCUAGGUGCAGCUUCCUGUGGUACCUUUUGCCAUGAAGGGCUUAGUUUUAGGGUAGGGGAUACCUGACAUCAAAUUGCUGUGAACUCUAAAUCCUACUUUAGGAAUGGGCAAACACUGUUGAAUUUAAGUGAUCUUUUACCUGCAAAAGAAACAGAUUGGAGCUUUUGAACAAUGUCUUGAACAAAAAAUGGACCCCCAAAAAUCAAUAAAUCAGUGUAUUUUUUAUUUUAAUCUUCUUUUUUUUUGUAAAACUUUUUUUGUAAAACUGCUGACUUAUGAGACCCUUGAAGAGGUAAUUAGAUGUUCUCUUUUAACACAGUCUAAUGUGUAUUUAAAUUUUAUUUUGGUGUCAAUGUGUAUAAUUAUUAUAAAUGCACAUGUCACUCAAACUUUACUGGCAUAUAUAUAAUUGAAACUUUUUGCUUAAGAUAUUUUUAUUUUCCUAUACUUCUUUCUGUCAACACAGAGGUGUAAAGUAAAAACUAGAGCCGUUGUGUUUAUAUUUUUUUUAUAGAUGACAUUUUAUCUGGGAUAAGAUUUAGGAUGUUGCAUGUACAAUAUAAAUGUUGUUACAACUGAAUAUUUAAAGUUACCAAUUGCUUUGUCACAUCCCACAAUCAACUUAUUCCCAUUUAUGUGUCAGGGGUCUGAAGUGUCAAAUUAAUCUAUUCUGGAGGGCACAACUAUAUACACACAAUCAAGAAUAAAAGUAGGCAGAAAAAGCAACUUAACUGUCAUAAAUGUAAUUUAUUACUUUUUGCAACUAAAUGGUGUAUUUUUGCGUAGUGUUGGCAUUUAAAUACAGAUGUGUGUUUGUAUGCACUGUUGCAGUUUGUCCAUAAUGUUGACCAUGGAAUGCAAGCGUGUAUCUUUGCAUAGUAUUGGUGCGUGUUUGUAUGUAGUCUGCAAGUUUAAAAGCAGGUAUGUGUCUGUAGUAAUGGCAUUUGAAUGCUGGGUUGGGUUUGAAUGCAGGUGUGUAUUUCUAUGUUGCGUUGGCGUUUCAAUGCAGGUGUGUAUUUCUGUGCAAAUGCAUUCUGACACACAGACACAGGUACACAGAUGCACCCUCCUGUUUCCUGACCUUUUUGGGUGCAGGAGAGUGGCAUGCCUGGGUUCCAGUGGGCUAACAAAUGUUGGAGUCCCUGUGAAGGCUGUUCGGCGAGGUUUUAUGCUUGCUUAUGCGUGCUGUCUGUAGUUUUGCGCAAUAUUUUCAAAUGUUAUUUAUUGAAAAAUUUUAAAUGUUAUACAAAUCAAUCAAUUCAAUGAAUACAGAAGUAACACAAUAUAUAAUAUACACGUCAGUUGGAAAAAAACAUUUAAGUCAAAUCAAUAGACACAAAAAAAAAGAAUGGCCUGUAUCUCUUUCACAAUCUCUUUUUUGUAAAAAGAAAUACUGCAACAUAAGUCGCAAUGUAGCAGAUGAGAAAAAAGGAGGUGGGGGGGGGGGGGCGAUAUCCAUCCCAAAUGAUAUCUAGCAACUGUGUUGAGAAUAAAAAGGUUCCAAUCUGAUGAAGUUUUUUAUUAUUUAUUUCUUUUUAAUAAGUGAAACAGUCUCCAUGGAAAUCAUACUUGCAUUAUCAUGUAUGCUAAAUCAGUCUCUGAUGAAGAGGCCCAUUCAAGACUAACAAUUUGAUUUUGUGGGUCAACCCUUGAAACAAAAUUUAAUGGUAUAACCUAAUUUUAUUUGUCUUAUUUUUAUUUUUUUUAGCUUCUACGUGAGCUGAAACAUCCAAAUGUAAUUUCUCUACAAAAGGUAUUCCUCUCGCAUGCAGACAGGAAGGUCUGGCUCUUGUUUGACUUUGCAGAACAUGACCUAUGGGUAAGUAUUUAUUUUAUUUGUACCUAGUCACGGUUUGGACAUGUUUAGUUCUUGAUCAGGGAAGAUAUUUGCUCACUUAAAGGUGAACAGGACACACAAGAACUUUCUAAAAACAGCAUGGGGAAAUAUUUUAAAGUUUAUAACAUAAUAAAAUAUUUUAAACCUAUGACCUAGACUAAAACAUUUUAGAACACAAUAUAAUGUGGAUUAUCUACUCCUAGUUGAAUGAGGGAAAUUAUACAAGCCCGUAUUUAGAAAACAUUCAAAAGUUAACAUUUAUUGAAAUCUGCCUUACUUUAAAACUAACCUACACUUGCAAGUCAAUGGGUUCGUUUAGUGACCUUAUUUGUAAGCAACAUUACCCUUUCAUUUGGGGAUAUUUUUGACGUACAGUUCUGAUGAAGAUCCCACUUGAUAGCUCUCUGUUGAAAAAUCCUUUCAACACCCAUGUUUAAUCUCUGGUGUCUGUCCAACUGACCUCCUUCUGUAGAAGCGGUUUUCAGUAUGAUCCCUGGAAGAGGAAACCUGAUGUACAAUGGCAAAUCUAUCUUCCCUCUGUAAAGAGGGCAUGCAAGGAAUGGCAGCAGCUCGUGAAAAUCUGAUAUUUGCAUUUCCUCACCCUAGAAAUAGGGAUGAUUUUAUUUAGAGGAUUAACAUUGGGUCUUCUGUUCUUCUCCCUUUCAUUGCUCCCACUUUACUGAUUUCAUCAUGGCAACCCUUUCUAUCCAGCCUCUUCUGGGUAAUUAUGUUGCUCAGAGCAAAUGUCUGUCUGUUAUUUUGUGAAAGAACAAACGGUCAUUGCAUGUUUCAUACAAAGAAACUGUUAAUCUGGGUCAAAACUUUCUUUAGAAUUUUGCCAUCAUUGUUGCUUCCUAUAUCAUCUGGUUCUUUUUCUAAACCACCAUCCAGACUGAAGAGCUUUCUGGUUCUCUCUUGAGACAUAACGCAAGCAGGAAUUUGUAAGUAUGGUACAAAAUAUUAGAACAAACUUGGGGGCAGAGCCUGACCUUUAAGCUAGCCAGACGUAAAAAGCUUGAGCUCCUGUAAUAAUAAUAAUAAUAAUAAUAAUAAUAAUAGAAAAAAAAAAAAAGGUAUUAAACCCGAUUUGCAGGCUACCACGACCCACUCUAAGUGUUCCUGAGAGCAGGGGACCCCGGGCAAGCUGUCUGUUACCCCAGUCCAGGAUUUGUUCUGCUAUAUGCCCGAGAGUCCUGUUGAAGCCUGCUAAGAACGGGGCGAGGGAGAAGCGGCCGAUCUUCCUGCGUGCUGGUUCUAGCCUGGGUUCGACUGCACCCCCUACGCCCCUUUGGACCAGUGGGGGAUAUCCCAGUCUCCUCUGAGCUGAUUAUGCAAGCCUACUGACACUCACCACAAUGCUUAAGUUGCAGUGACCAGCUCUCCGAGAUCUCAAAAUGGCGGACGCCCUUCACUUGGACUCCCACACUGCGAGUUCCAUCCAGGGAGAUUCACGAGACUUUGUUGCUGAAGCUUUGACAGGUCUCCAGCAAAUCUUCCAACACUUCUGGCUCAAACUCCAGCGACAUAUCAUGGCUGAGCCCAGGAAGAGAGUAAGGUGAAGUGGGCAACUGGAGGCGAAGGGACCUACUCAGGGCGCAUCGUCAGUGAAGAAGCAUUUUCAACCAACUGUCUGCCACAUCAGGCUUGCAAGCACUGCAUUGUCCACGAAGACGGAAGAUUGACCGCCCAAAAAAGCGAACAGAUAAAUCUUCCGACUACCCUAAGACAGGGACAGACUCGGACUCUCGCAGCACCCGAGUCGGUGGUAUAUGGAUGCUGACUCUCACCUGGAACUGGGGAUGGAGGGGCACCCAAUUCUGGUGCGUAGCCAUCUCUGGCAGUGCAGUAAUUAUGUCACUUACGGGUAUCUGCUGAGGGUCAGGAGCACUCACUCGUAGACAGUGGUCACCAUCGUUCUAACGAGCACAGUGUUUAUCUUUAAUUAGCUGGUUUCAACACCAUUUUUUUUUUUUUUUUUUUACUGUGGUAUGGUACAGAGUAGCUAUGUUUUAUGCCCGAGCUAGCAUAUAUAUAUAUAUAUAUAUAUAUAUAUAUAUAUAUAUAUAUAUAUAUAUAUAUAUAUAUAUAUAUAUAUAUAUAUAUAUAUAUAUAUAUUCUCACAACAUGUUUUAUUGUAGAUGGUACAUUCAUAUAUACUGCAAUUUACCUUUAGCAGCAUAUCUUCUAGGCAUGGCUAACAAACACGCUGGUAUAACUGGCUAAAAGCCCUUUGCUAAAUUUAAAGUCAGAGUAGUAUGUGCUAUUGUUACAUCGAUAAUCAACAUGACUAGCCAGCUAUGAAUGUUAUAUGAUUUUUGUUCAGGAUUAAGCUUGAGACAUAUCAGUCCAACCUGUCUAUUGUUUACGUUCAUCCCUUUCGCUUUCAGUUAUUAAUUAAGCAUGCUAAUCCACGUUUCACUCCAAACAUGUCUGAAGUUUCAACUACACCAUGCCUGCCAAUAGUACAUGUUAGUACAUGUUAGCCUAACUUGAUUGGUAAUGCCAAACUACUGUUUUCCACUCUGUGUCGUAUUCAUGCUUCUUAAUGCUGUUGUGGCAAGGCAAGCUUGUAUUGUUAAUUAUGCACAUCAAAAAUAAAGAAUAAAAUGUGUAUAUAUAUAUUGUGUACCUACAUGGGUUAUUGUUGGUUAUCUGUUUUUGAAUACUUUGCCUGAAAGAGAAGUGGAAAAUAGUGAUUAGAGUUAAUAUACUUGAUAUAAACAACUGUCAAUUUUCCACCAAGCUUUCCCUGUAAGCUGAUAUAUAGCUUUAGGCAUCAUGGGAAAUGUAGUUAAAGGAACACUAUAGGGUCAGGAACACAAACCUGUUUUCCUGACAUAAUAGUGCUAAAAAACACCAUUUAGGUUGCUUGCACCCCAUUAACAUCCUUAAAAGGUAAUAAAACUUACCUUAUUUCCAGCUCCCCCGAUCCGCCUCCUUGCUGACAUCAUCAGAGUUUAUUAUUUGAGCCAAUAGGAUUGGCUGAAAUCGGCCAGGAGGCAGGGUGGGAGCGGGGAAAAAUGCUGGCUUGGCCAAUCAGCACUUCCUCAUAGAGAUGCACACUGUGCAGCACUGCCCCAGGAAUCACCUCUGGUAGCCAUCUGAGGAGUGGCCACUAAAGGUGUCCCUAGUCGUCAAUGUAAACACUGCGUUUUCUCUGAAAAGGCAGUGUUUUUACAUGAAAAUGCCUGCAGAGAAUGGGUAUACUCACUAGAGCAAAUCCAUUAAGCCAGUGUUUCCAAAACGUUUUAGGUUCAAGGCACCCUUAAUAUUUCAGUAUUUUUUUUCAAGGCACCCCAAGUAAAAAUUAUUAGGUUGUAUAUCUGUAGAGAGCUGCAGCAUUUACUGCUAUAGUGUAAUGUACAGUUUUGGUGUUUGAAGGGAUGAUUGUAUACAUUUUAUUGUGUUUUUAUUCCAGGGUUGUGUUUGUAGGUAAUGUUUGAUUGCAGAGGUGUGUCUGAACGUAAUGUUCACUUUUAAAUGUGGAUGUACAUUUGUGUGAAGUAUGUGUUUUGAUUGAAGCGGUGUGUUUGUGUUUAUAAAUUUGUCACUUGAAUGCAGUGGUAUGUUUGUAAUAUUUGUGUUAAAUUGCAGGAGUGUGCUUGUAUGUUGUGCUGGUGUUUGAUUGGAUGUAUUCACAUAAACUACCACUUACAUACAUACUUGCACAGAUAUUCAUGCACAUUAACACACAGAUGCAUAUUAUUAUUAUUAUUAUUAUUAUUAUUAUUAUUUUAUUAUUUAUAUAGCGCCAACAAAUUCCGUAGCGCUGUACAAUGGGUGGACUAACAGACACAUAAUUGAGAUCAGACCACUGACGUACAGGAACAGAGGGGGUUGAGGGCCCUGCUCGAUGAGCUUACAUGCUAGAGGGAGUGGGGUAUAUAUAAAUACACCGACACACAGACAAAUUCAUAUAUAUACACCGACACAUACUCACAUAUAGAUGCACACCGAUACAUGCACUCUGACACACUCAAACAUUGAUACAUGCCCACACCAUGACACCAAAACACACUGACAUAAAAAACACAACCCUGACACACAGAGGAACAUGCACAGAAGCACACUGAUCUAUAUAUAUAUAUAUAUAUAUAUAUAUAUAUAUAUAUAUAUAUAUAUAUAUAUAUAUAUAUAUAUAUAUAUAUAUAUAUAUAUAUAUAUAUAUGUAUGUGUAUAUAUGUAUGUGUAUAUAUAUAUAUGUGUGUGUGUAUAUAUAUAUAUGUGUGUGUGUGUGUAUAUAUGUGUAUGUAUGUGUGUGUGUGUGUAUAUAUAUAUAUAUAUAUAUAUAUAUAUAUAUAUAUAUAUAUAUAUAAUUAAUAAUCUAUUACACAUACAGCCAGCCAACAAUACAGGGGCCUGGUUGCGAUCUUAAAGGACUGAGGCACUCAACCGGGUCCAUGUUGCGCAGUAAUGUUUCCCCGGUGUUAUAAUCAUCUGGGAAACAUUCCGCAGCACCCCUGUGUGCACGUCGUGGCGUGGCCCACCGUUUGGGAACCGCUGCAUUAAGCUGUAGUUGUUCUAAUGACUAUAGUGUCCCUAUAAAAAUAUCUGGUGUGCCAGCACUGCGGUGUAAAGCUUUCUGAUCCCAUACACCUGGCAGUGUACCUGAUGCCAUGCAAUCUCUGUUGUCUAUAGAAUCUUUGCUUUUAAUGUUUAAAAGGCAACUCUGUCAAUUCUUAUAGUGUGUAUGAUAAGUAAUGGUGAAACUGCACAGGUGUCUUCAUAAAACAUUUCCAAGUAAAAUAGUUUUCCAUUUAUUCACAGUAAAACCUUUGCAGUGGCUUCUGCAUGAUCUUUUCUUGUGUGCUAGUCAGAAUUUUGUUUGGCUCUGUGUCUCCUUGAUCCUUUGUGGAUUUGUUUUGCCUGUCUCUAGAUAAACAUACUAGAUAAAGAUAGUGGAAUAGCUCAUAGCCUCAGCUCAGUGAUGCAGAGUCUCCUUUCAGUCAAGUACACUAAGCCACUGUGUUGCUGUAUCGAAUGCCAGGACCAAGCUUCCGGCUCUGCCUGGCAUUUGUAGAAUUGAGAUUUUGAAAGUGCAUUUCUAAGCCGGCAAUGUUCCAACAGCUUCUCUUUUCAUGAGUUUGACUAGGGCUCUUUCACAUUGCUGAAGUGACUACUUAAAGAAAUUCUUUUCUAAUCAUCUCAUGGUAUCAGGUGUUUUAUCCUGAAUUGGGGCCUCACUGGACAAACACAGCAGUACUCUUGGACAUUUUAUUUUGUACUGUAUGCAACUGUGGGAAGGUUUGUUUUUUUUUUUGUUUUUUUUCAUCCUUCUGUAUUAUUUGCAUUUUGUGUAUUGAGGGGAAUACCUCAUUCUAGUUGGUUUUCUGUCUCACAGAAAUGCCAAAUAGGCUUUUGUUGGGGGCUGUAAACUCUGCAGAAGAUUCCCGUUUUACCUAUUUGGUUGGCUUCAUACCUGUUUACGUGGUGUGGACCUGCAAAAAUCUCUCCUGAUCUGAUGCUUUGUGUAAUGUUUUAUGAUGUCAUGUACAGAGAUGCUUGUCCCACAGUUUCAGGGAAUGGAAAGAGCUGCGAGGGUACAAACACAGAUCUCUGCUCCCUUUUCUUGCUCAAGAAUGAGAAUCCCCUAGAUUAGAACAUCCAGCAAUCCUUGUGAGUUUCCCACUAUGCACGGAUUGUGAAAUGCCAUUUAUAAAAGUGAUAAACUAUGACAGUGGACAAGUGAUGUAACUACGUGUCACAAAUAUCACACCACCUAGGUCUACAUUAAAGGAUCACUAUAGGGUCAGGAACACAAACCUGUAUUCCUGACCCUAUAGUGCUAAUCCCACCAUUUAGGUGGCUUGCCCCUGCCCCUUUUUGUCUCAUUAGAGAUAUCUUUGCCAGAAGCUCAAGGAAGCAAGGCGAAUGGUUAGUUAGGACCCACCUAAGAGGUCUUCCUUGACGUGGCAGGUGGGCAUACCCUGUCAUGGCCAUUGGAGGUAACUAAUAACCUCCAUUUGUUUAAAUAUACAUAGGGAUUUGGGAAAGUGUGCAGGUAACUGGGUUUUUUUUUCUUUGGUUUUUACUGUAUGUAUUUGAGCUGAUGUGUACUAUAGUCAUUGCUUCCCAGGAGUAAUGGGAGUUUGAGCGCAGGAUUUGAUUUUUUUGUAUUAUUUAUAAAGUGUCAAAGUCUAUAACAACAUUUUAAUAUAAAUGGUUAUUAAAUAGAAGCCUCCAUGACCAAUAACAAGAGGUCAAAAUUACUGCACUUAGUCUUGUUAACUUUGUUAUAGGUGGCUAUAGUUCAGUUUUGCAAUGUCAUUAAGGCAAGUGAAACAGGUCACGUAAUUGAGGUAAGCUGAAAACUAACAUAAUUCAAAGUUUAUUUAAUUUGAGUGUAUGGGUUAAUUUUUAGAUCUUCAAUAUUAAAGUUAAAUGGACACUAUAGUCACCAGAAUUACAACUUAAUGUAGUUGUUCUGGUGAGUAUAGUCAAUCCCUGCAGGCCUUUUAAUGUAAACACUGCCUUUCAGAGACCAGGCAAUGUUUACUUAGCUUCCUAGGGACACCUCUAGUAGCAGUUACUCAGAAGGCCACUACAGGUGCUUUGUAACUCACUUUGAACAUCUAACGUGUGCAUUCAAAGCCCAAAAUUAGUCUAAUCGAAAAGCAUAAUUUGCCCUCUAUUGUAGGGCUUCUGCAAAGAAGCGCCAGUUAAACAGUCCUUUAAAAAUUUUUUACAUUUUAGUUCAUUGUGUGUCAUGACUACCUAAUCGCUUUUUAUAUUAUUUUGUACCCGUUCCCCUUCAUAAAUGUAAGAAUUAUUAUAUCCUUGUCUUUCUUCUUCUUUCAGCACAUAAUCAAAUUUCACAGAGCCUCUAAAGCAAACAAAAAACCGGUGCAGUUACCUCGGGGUAUGGUGAAGUCACUGCUUUAUCAGAUUUUAGAUGGCAUUCACUACCUUCAUGCUAACUGGGUAUUGCAUAGAGAUUUGGUAAGUUGACGUUUACAAAAAACUAUUUAUAUACAUUGUUGAGAUGGCAUUUAUAGCUAAAUUGGGUGUCAAAAUAAAAAUCUGUAUAUGUCAAGGUCGAAUGCCCCAAAAGCCCCUGUGCUAAGCCUUAACCACUUUAAGCUGCCUCCGUGCAAAAUCUCGAGCUAGUUAUUGCAUGGAAUUACAUGUGUGCUUUUGUAAAGUUGCACUUUCUAGUGAGCCCACACUGCAUUAGGAUUAACUGUCAGUCUCUUAGACCGUGGAAAAAACAGGAGAGUAUUCUGUCACACAGUUUUCCAGUCAGUACUCUUAGCUUAUGUAAACCUCCUUGUGUUGGGAUUAUAGUGUGUAUCCGGGUGGGCAAACCGUAGCUGUCCAGAUGUUGUUGCACUACUACUACACAACCUGUAGCAGAAGGUUUGGGUAACGUGAUCAUCUGAAAAGGAUCAUUACCUUCAGGUGUGUUCUUAUUUUGAAAUAAAAUUAUAUGUUUAUAAUAUGUAUUAUGUGUAUGAAUAUAUAAAUAUACAAAAAUAAAUUGUGUGCUCAAACUCCUACUACUCCUGGGCGGCAUCAACAACUACAGUACACAUUAGCCCCAAUACAUACAAUACAAAAACAAAGAAAAGAGUUACUUGCACACUAGCCCAAAUCCCUAUGCACUUUUAAAGAACUGGAUGAUUUUAGUAUCACUUCAGUGACCACUUGUGUGUAAGCUCACCUGCCACGUCAAGGAAAACCUGUUUGGUUAGUCCUGCACUAACAAUUCACCUUGCUUCCUUGGGCAUCCGCAGGAAUUUGUGUGGGGGGGAACGACAAAUUGUGAUGACAUCCAUGCUUGGCCGCUUUUUGACAGUGUCAUGAAGGGGAGGAGCAUAGUCAUUAUCACAUAAAGCCAGGGUGAAUAGCAUUUUCACAACUAUGGUGUCAGGAACACGUUUGUUUUCCUGACACUAUAGUGUUCCUUUAAUCAAAUUAAAGGGACAUUCUGGUCAUUAUAACAACUUCAUCUAAAUGAAAUUGCUAUGAUGCCAGGAGGCCCCUGGGUACUCUCUUUCCUUUAAAGGGUUAAAUGGCUCUCAAAUUGUUUAACCCCAAAGGCUUCCUCCAGCUCCAGGUUGCUCAGUGGUAUUUGGCUUCUGAAACAGAGUGUCAGGAAGUGCAGAUUGUCAUCAGGCAUGGGUGUCACUGAUUGGCUAGAGUGGUCAGACGACGCUCGAAGCCAGUUGCUAGUUCCCAAUUCAUAAAUUAUUAUUUUUUUACUUUUUUAAGAAUGGGGAGCUACUUGUAGCCAAUCAGCGGCACCCCUACCUAGAGGCCCUCUGUGUUUCCUGACACUCAGUAAAUAAAAGUGAACACAUUAACACUGAUAUGUUUUUUACCUGGGGAGAUGAGAAGGUCCAAAGUUUCCUGCCAGGCCCAGGUACCAAAGCCUUAUGAUGUGGUGUCCAGAAUGAAGUGGAAAGAUCACUUCACUUAUCGUUCCUGCUCCAAUCUCGUUUUCUUCUCCAUUUGACAGUCUUCUUUUUCUUCUGACACAGUCUUCUCUCCUCCUUGGCACCUUCUGCUCCUUUACCUUUCUCCUUGCAGGCCCUCCCUGCUCUUUGCUGCUCAUUUCUGUUCGUUUUCCUACUUUACCUUUAUGCUCCUUCUGCCCCUUCCAGAUAAUUGUUGACCUUUUCUACUCCUUGAUUUCCCUUUCUGCUCAUUGCAGACCCUUCCUCCUUCUUGCUGCCCCUUCCAGCUCAUUGCUGCCCCUUUCUGUUCCUUCUCCUACAUUACCUUUGUGCUCCUUGCUGCCCCUUCUUUCUCCUUGCUGCCCCUUCUUUCUCCUUGCUGCCCCUUCUUUCUCCUUGCUGCCCUUUCUUUCUCCUUGACGACCCCUGCUGACCCUUCCUACUCCUUGCUGAAACCUCCUGCCCUUUGCAGACCCUUCCUACUCCUUGCUGACCCCCUGCUCUUUGCAGACCCUUCCUACUCCUUGCUGACCUCUCCUGCUUGCUCCUUGCUGGCACCUCCUGUCCCUUCUGCUCAUUUCUGCUUCUUCUACUUCACCCUCCCCUCACUUACCUGAUCUGUAGGCUGCCCCCCCAUGCCUCAUUUACUUGAUCUGAAGGCUGUCCCCCACAAUGUCUCACUUACCUGAUUUGUAGGCUGCCCCCACCCCCCCCCCAUGCCUUACUUACCUGAUCUGUACCAUGCCUCACUUACCUGAUCUGUAGGCUGCCCCCCCUACCUCACUUACCUGACCUGUAGGCUGCCCCCAUACCCACUUACCUGAUCUGUAGGCUGCCCCCUAUACCUCACUUACCUGAUCUGUAGGCUGCCCCCAUACCUCACUUACCUGUUCCCCUGCGGAUGCAGUCAGGAGAAAGAAGCAGGGAUAAGCUGUACCUUCCUUUCCCUGCCUUUCUACUCGCAGGCGCCGGUAGUGCAGUUUAUCACACAAAUGAGAGAGCAGCACAAGCUGAAAAUUCCAAGGGGGCAGGUGUCCCCUCCCCCCCUGCGGACGCCCAUGCUUGCUUCUUUCAGCUUCAGGUAAAAAAAAAUAUCUAUUUUUUUUUAUUCUUUAUUUUUUCAUUCGAUAGGUACAGCAAGUACAGCUCAUAGUUUCGGGCUUGCGCAGAAGCCAGCUUUUGAAUCAAUAAAAAUAUAUUUUUAAAAUUAACUCUUAAUAGGAAACACAUGUGGUAGGCGGCAGCAUUGUAACAUAGCUGUAUAAUACAAAAAUAAGACCUGUGCUCAAACUCCCACUAAUCCAGGGUGGCAGCAUCAACUACAGUACAUAUCUGCCCCAAUACAUAUUUUUAUUUUUUAUUUUUUUUUGUAUGUUGUUUCUUCUUGAUUAUGUUGAAACAUUGUCUAUCUAGCUAUUUUGGUGUUAAUAUAGAUGAUGAUCUCUUAUUCAUCCUUAAUUCCCACAUAUGUUUCAUAAAGCCUCUCUGAUUGGGUCUGCUCUAGUAGUCGCAGUAAAGCAGGUCUAGUUUGUCACUUUGUGUCCAGGAAUGGAAUGUUCACUUGUCGGCAGAUUGCCCUGGUUCCAUAUUGGCAUGAACCAUAUUUGACAAUGCAAGAUAAGAAGAAAAAAAAAAACAUGCAUAUUGCAUUGUAACAGUUACCCAGCCUGUACCCCUGGCUGGGUACCUCCGCCAAGGACCGAUUCCUAGCUGGAACGGGGACAAACCGUGGCAAUUCUGCCCACAAUCGCCGUGGCUUGACUGGGGCCCUGGAACCACUCCUUCCUGCUGCCAAAUGGGGAAUUAGCUCUAGUCCUUACAAGGACUUUCCCCGUUGAAUCCCCUGCAAGCUGAAACAGCAGACGCAGGAGUAAAUCUUCUUUCCCUCCAAUAACAGGACGACACACCGUUUUGGACUGUAAGCUGGAAUAGCUUUUAAUGGAGGCACACUGGCCUUUUAUGCAAGUUUCCCAACAAGGGCGACACCCAGGUGGACCUUGUUUGGCACAGGGACACAAAGUGAGCAAAAAAAAUAAAUACCAAGUUAUACAGUGAGACACUCCCAUACACAAACAAUAGAAUCCCUCAUCUGUGCUUGGGAGAUAAUUGAAUCAGGAACUGUACUAAUCUAACCCAAAUAUCUCCAAGCACAGAAAAACAUACUAUUUUAUGAAACCCCAUAAAUCCCUGGAUCGGUGAACAACAUAUCCAAAAAUCACCCAGAUCGCUUCAGGGGUUCAGGAAUUUCCUGAAAGUCAUAGUUUUGACCGACCACAAGCAUGGCCCCAUGCCCAAAACAGUUCCUGGGAAAUCAGUGCUAACAGUCGGUCAAGUUCGGUAGUUUUUUUUACAGGUUUCUCUGCAGGGCCCAGAGUCUUUGGGCAGGAGGCUGGCAAGCAGGCUACUCCAGGAGCUCAUGGCAAACUCUGGUAAAAAGGGGAUUUUGCCACGUGCAUGUUAUGGUGACAUCAUGGAGUGAUAAUAUAGAUGCAUAUAAAUCGGGUUGCUGAAGAGCUUAACCUUUGUUCUAAAGGAUUUAUUUAUGCUCACUUCAGUUUUACAUAUAAUUUUCUUUGGAAUUUAAACACUCAUGCUGAGGUUGAUGAUUAGUAGGAAAAGAAUCAUGCAUAUGCUGCAAAGUAGAUUUCUGAGAAUUGUUUCUCUACUCAUUUAUAUGCAGAGAGACCUCUGCCUGUAAAGGGAUUAUCAGGGCACUUUAUUUCAUCUUCAGUGCCAAGUAUUAAUGAGCAUUCAGCAACACAAAGGCAAGGUACAAAGUGUCUGAUGUUGAGAUAAACCGACUGAGACCAGAUUUGCUUCGCCCCCAGCCCCAUACUGUAUACUUUUAUUAAAAUCCCAGGUUUUAGCUGCCACUUUGUCAGUGCUACAAGGGAUUUUAGCUGUCAUAUAAUCUUUGUAGCUGUUUGUGUUCUCUUUUUUUUUCAUAUUUUUUUUGUUUGUUUUAUGUUUUCUGUAUAAUUUUCUUACUAUGGUGACAAAAUCUAUUUAGGAGAGAAAGGGCAAGCAUCCUUAGCUCCUCACUGGGCUGGUAAGUGUCAGUAAUCCAGCUCAUUAAAUCUUUGAGCGUAUCCACAUAAAUGUUGUGAAUACUGCAUUACAAAAGUUACAGGACUUCAAAUCUUUUUCAGAGAAAGGUGUUAUAUGCACACAUAAUCUGAGUGCAUCUCCAGAUCUUCAUGCACAAAUGCCUUCUCCAUAUCCAAAUUGCCAAUUCGGUUGUCAACAAAAUUCCCUGUGGAUUUUUGGCUACUUCAUUCUAGAUCAAUUACUUUUUUAUUUGUAUGGGAAGUGUUUUAACUUUAACAUGAAUAUUACUUUGCACCAGUAUAUUCUGCAUAAAAAAAGUCAGAAAUCUCAAUAUUUUACAUUUUAAAAUCGAAUACAUACAUUGCAGUUUGUAUGAGGUUAAAGAGAUUCUAUAGUGUUAGUAAUACAGAUGUGUUUUUCUAACUCUGUAGUACCCUCUGGUCCCCUUUAUCUUCUCACCCAAUGUCCCUCGGCACUGGGUCGCGCUCAGUCGUCAUCCGACGGCAGUACAGAGUGCGCAUGAGCGGCGAGUGCUGCAAGAGCAUUAGGCCCUCCCCAUAAGAAAGCAUUGCCUUAAUGCUUUCCUGUGGGGAUUUCAAUGAUGCUGGAUGUACCCUUGCAGAGCGCGAUGACGUCCAUCAUUUAAGGGACUCUGAGUCCGUUAGAAUCUAGGAAACGCCUCUAGGGGCUGUCCGGUAGACCGUAACUAGAGGCAGUCUUAGUUCUUCAAGGUAACUAUUGCAGUUUAUCUGAAACGGCAAUGUUUUACAUUACAGGGUUAAGGGGACAUUUUCCUUUUUCCAGCACCAAGGCUCCCUCUGUGCUGAUACUCUUACUCCACAAUGGUGUAGCCCCAUGCUCCUCAUAGAGGACCACUGGGAACCUAAAGAACAUGUGCAGCUGGCGCAUUGUUCACAUUCAAACUUUCACACAAACAAAAACAGGGAAUAUGAGAAAUCUUGAGAACGGAUUAGUCCACUGCUCAGGUCUCAAAUUGUUUUGCUUACUUGGGUAAUUACAAAGCGAACCUAUAUCAUUUGCACACCAGACUGAUCAUGUCCAUUAGGGCAGUCCAGAAUCGAAAUACGGGCAAGUUCCCUCUGCACGAGAGAUACAGCAAUUAUUUUGGCCUGCUUUGGACCUCGUCAGCAAGAUGUAGUUGAUAUAUUCCUCUAGGUACAGUGAGCAUGGGAUCCACUUCUGGAUUACCCUUUAUAACUUACGGAGUGGCUAAGUAAAUGCAUUGCAGCAAAAACAGGGUAUAUUAGAACUCUGAAAACAGGCAAAAUCUUGGAGAACCUCAAUAGCUUGCACUUCGGUCUGUCAGACAUAUUCAAAGUAUAUUUUGCUUUCCUAUGGGAUUCCGCAUCAUGUAACAGAAUUUUAUUCUGUCAGUGUUGCGGAAGCGCCUCUAGUGGCUGACAGUGUGACAGAACUAUAGGUGGAUUUAACUUUGUCUAUGUGAAGUUUUUUAGAUAUAUUUUCUUUACUUUUAAAGAAAAUAAAAAGUUCCUUAGAUAUUUAAUAGUUUAUUUAUUCUUCUUUUGUUUAUAAUACAAUUAGUAAAGUAUAAACGAACAUUGGCAGAUCUGAAGCCGGGAAGCGUAAACGUGUCCUUAAAACUCCGCUUGCGUUACUGGUGAAGCACUGCAUCUAGACAGCAGGCAUAUUGGUCCAACACUGUAUAGACAGGCAGCCUUGAAAGUUGAAUAGGGUUGUCUGUUGAUUGCAUUGUGAUAUUCAUGAACUUUCGAUGCAGUGUAUAUAAAUAAAUAACCACAAUGAAACAGUGUGACCAAAGGUAAUGUCUCUGUGUAAAGGGUUUGCUGCCAUACUCAUUUUACAAACUGGAUAUAUAUAUAUCUCGCAGAACAUUUGAGUCCCCUGUAACCUGGAUUCAAAACAGUCUAUAAGGCGCAUGUAUAGAUUAUCCUGUGCAGAGUGCAAGUCUUGACUGAUUUCAAAAAGUGAAACAAUCAUAUCUUGAUUAAUGUUGUUGUUGUUUUUUUUAUUAUAAAUCUGUUAAAUGUUUGUAUGAUAAAUCUACAUAAUUAACAUACACAUUAUUAAUGCUUUAAUUUAUCUUGUAUACUUACCUAGGGCAUACUAUGCAAAUUCGUUUAACUUUACCCUGUGCCAUUAAUAGAAGGUGAUGCAUUCGUAGUUUUAUUUAGAAAAGUACAGUAUAAAAAAAGUUGCCUAACUGACACUGGACAUCCUCGCGCUCGUAGGGCUUAUAAACAAACAAAAGAGCGCAUUUAUUUUAAGAAAUGCAUUUGCAUAUAAACAACGUUUCAGUCCAACUACCUUGGCAUUUUAAAGUGACACUCCAGUUGGCACUGCUGGUCCCCUCUCCCUCCCCCACCCCAUGUUGCUGAAGACCACUGCCAAUGUCCUUCGGCGGUGGUUUAGGGUCCGCCCACGCUCCUCCCCAGCCGACGUCAGCCGGCGGGGUAGACUGAUUGCGCAUGCGCAGCAUUAGACCUCCCCCUUGGAAAAUGCUUUAAAUGCUUUCCUAUGGGGAUUUUAGCAAUGCUGGAGGUCCUCACAUAGCAUGAGGACGUCCAGCAACGCUAUAGCACAGAAAACCUGUGCUAUAGACCAGGAAGUGCCCUUUAGUGGCUGUCUAGCAGACAGCCCCUAGAGGAGGAGUUAACCCUGCAAUGUAAAUAUUGCAGUUUAUGAAAACUGCAAUAUUUGCAGUUGCAGGGUUAAGGGUAGUGGGUGUUGGCACCCAGAGCACUCCAAUGGGCAGAAGUUGUUUAGGUGCCUGGAGUGUCCCUUUAAGAAAUAUUUGUUAAUGGGACUGAAAUGGUGAAUGUAUGCUGUUUCACAGCUGUAAAAAACAAAGGAUGUUUAUUUUGAAGUUCUAUGAGUGUGUUCUUCACUUUGGCUGAGAUCAUCAAACUUGAUGAUCUUAGCCAAUCCAAUGCUUUCCCAUAUGCGUGCAUGUGUAGCCAAACAGCGCCUCCAUGCAGACACAAUCUAAUACACUGCCCACAAAUCCAACACACUGCCCCUCCACUCCUCUACUCCACCAUACACUGCCCCCUUCACCCAAUCUAACAGAUUGCCCUUUAAUCUAAUACACUGCCCCUCCGCCCUCCACUCUAAUUGAAUAGACUGCCCCCACUCCCACCACUCUACUUUAAUACACUGCCCACACUGCCCCCAAUCAAAGGUUAUGUUAUGGUAGAGCAAGUUCCUCUCCCCCCAUUUUUAGACUGACUAUCUUGGGUCCACCAGCCCCCCACUCCUCCAUCUUGUAAUCAAUAAAGAUUUUUAGUUUUACAAAAUUUGUAUUUGUACUGACUUGCUCAUACUUCCACAAUUUUGGUUUACCAUGUUGGCUCGGGCUGAGAUAGAUUGUCAAAGGGGGAAAAUACUUUGUCCAUGUCACGUCGAGCUGUUCUCUGGGUAUGGUAAUUGGUUUUUACAUCAUAUAACUAGAUGGUUUUCUCGUACCAAAUCUGGCCAUCAUAUUCCAGUAAAAGCUUCAAUUAAUGAAGGAUUUGCUCUUUCAUUAAUCUUUAGUUUAUAGGAAGCAUUAGUAAGUCACAUCCUCUAAUUAACUGGCUGUUUCAACAUUUUUGUUUUUAUUAACUGUUAAAAAUGGAAUCUGUGUUUCAGAGUACCUGUUAAUGAAGUUAGAACCGCUCCAUUGGAUAUUUUCUAGAAAUGGUUGUAAGCUACUUACUUGGGAAAAAAGACCGAUGGGGGAAAAUUGCUUCUUGAAACUUUUUUUUAAAUAAACCACCUUGCUUUGAAGAAUAUUUUUUAUGAAAGGAACAUCUUGCUGAAGUGCUUUCAUAUGUCUGGUGUCUGUCAUUUUCUUGACAGUUUAUAAGAGUGCAGAUUUGAAUAGAAAUUGCCAUUUUUAUAAUUGGGGACAGAAACUCCUCCCUGGUUGUCAACUCAGUCAAGGAGGUUUUAAUUCCCAACCAGUUCCACAGAGAUAAUGGAAGCAGCAAGCAUGCUAAGCUUGAAAUUGUCAUAUUACAGCUCAUUCACAAGAAUAGGAAAGUUGCUCACGCGUGCUCGGGUUGGAAGUCUGUGACCAACAGAGUAGGGCUUUCAAAGGCUGCAGACAGAGGGUCUGUAGCUUUUUCAAGCGGUUUCUCCGCCCCCUCUCCCCCUUUUCUUCUUCCCAUAUACUCCCAAAGAAAUUAGACAGGAAAAUGUAUACAUAUUUUAUUUAAAACAUGAAUUGUUUUUUAAAAGUAAAUAAAAAUAAAGCCUUUUGUAAAUGAGUGUUAUCUUAAAGGGACACUAUAGUACCCAAAACAACUUUAGCUUAAUGAAGCAGUUUUGGUGUAUAGAUCAUGCCCCUGCAGUCUCACUGCUCAAAUCUCUGCCAUUUAGAAGUUAAAACACUUUGUGCAUUCAGCCCGAGGCUCACCUCCCUGCAUGUGACUUACACAGCUUUCCUAAAAACUUUCUGUAUAGAGUCAUCCAAUGUCUACACUUCCUUUAAUUGCAAAUUAUGUUUAAUUUAGAAUUUCUUAUCUCAAUCUCUGUUAAUAGCUACUUUACUAGAGAUAAAAUCUUUUAAAGUGAGUUACAUCUGAUUGAAAAUGAAACCAUUUUUCUUAAUGAUGGCUGUAUCAGUCACAGCCAGGGAAGGUGUGGCUAGGGCUGCAUUAAUGACCAUGAAUUAAGCAGUGAAACUUCAGAGGCAUGACCUAGAAACAAAACUGCUUCAUUAAGCUGAAGUUGUUUUGGUGACUAUAGUGUCCGAUUAAUGUCCUCAAAAGGUCACUUUCACUGCUGGAACAUUGUCAAGCAAAUUGACUCACCUUCUCCCGUGGCACAUUUUCUUAAACCAAAGUUGCCCAUUGGUUUAUCACUGUUUUACGAUGGGCUUGUUAAUGUAGUUCAGACAUCUGCAAUGUGAAUAUUGGCUGUAUAUUUAGUUUCAUAGUGAUACUAGUUCUUUUAUUACUGUAUAAAAUUUAUAUAUAAUAUUAGUUUAGUUAUAACAAUUGUGCAUGCCCAGAGGCUUCACAUGUUGCAUAUCUUUACUGAACUCUUUAGCAGCAAAUAAUAAACUCCAUGGAAACAAAUAACCAGUUAAAACAAGCAAAGUAUGUAUGAGGUAAAACAGUCUUAAGCAUCUCCUCUUUAUUUGCUGCUCUUCACAACGAACAGGCCAGUUGUAGUAAUUAUUGCUGUUGAAUAUGCUAAGCAUGUACAUGUUCAGCCCUGGUAUAUGUCUACUUGAGAGACUUCAAUGCUCAUGUGGUGUACCACCGUUUCAAAUUGGAGGGUAUCCAUCUUCUGCAGGAAAGAGACUGGUCUACACACCUUGACUUAAAGGGUUCAUACCUCUCAGUUCCCGUUCAUCAUUCCAGCCAUCACUUCCUCCGAUUCCACUGGCACAGAACACCAUGGCCGUUACCAUGCCUGCCUUUCGUCAUCAUCACAGUGCCAUGGUGUUUCAUAAAACUUCUGUUGCAUAUCUUUACUGAACUCUUUAGCAGCAAAUAAUAAACUCCAUGGAAACAAAUAACCAGUUAAAACAAGCAAAGUAUCACCUCUCAGUUCCCGUUCAUCAUUCCAGCCAUCUUCUGCAGGAAAGAGACUGGUCUACACACCUUGACUUAAAGGGCUCAUACCUCUCAGUUCCCGUUCAUCAUUCCAGCCAUCACUUCCUCCGAUUCCACUGGCACAGAACACCAUGGCCGUUACCAUGCCUGCCUUUCGUCAUCAUCACAGUGCCAUGGUGUUUCAUAAAACUUCUGAAAUCAGUAAUCCAGGAGAUAUGUUGCAUUAGUUACUUGGACUCCCUUUUUAUUUUUUUUAUGUUCCGAAGCGUCACGGUUGUGUCGUCAAACAUCCUUUAUUGUGGAUUUUCUCGGGUUUGUUUUGAAUCGUUCCAAGUCAGCUGUGGUAUCUUUGCAGAUGGUUCACUUUGUGGGCUUUGACAUCAAUUCCGUCACUUGUGUUCUCAAGCUUCCGGGGAUCGAAGGUCUCCACAAUAUGGAAGGAAAUCUGCAAAGUCCUGUGUCUCCAUUCUAGCCCGUUAAGGCAUCUUGCAAGACUGGUGGGCCUUCUAUCCAAUUAAAUUCAGACCAUUUUUUGGAUCAUCUGCACUAUAAAGCAAUGCAGCUCUUGAAGGCUACCCUUCUUUGGCAGAAUCAGACAUACGAUCAACUGGUCCCGCUGACAGAGGAUGUUCAGUCGGAACUGCUCUGGUAAAACAAACAUGCCAUCUUUGGGCCGCAGCUGUAAUUAGUACUGGAAUCCUAUGCCUUUCCUUUAAGGUUGGGGCGCUGUCCGCAACAAGAACUCCACAGGGGUUGGGUUGGGUUGGGUUGUGGUCAGAACAGGAAACCGCAGUCCUCGUCAAUUGUCCAGAACUUCUAGUUCACCAUUUAUAGUCUUGCAAGAGCAAGAUCCAAUUGUUGCAUUCUUCUAUGGAUGGACGACACCUCAAUUGUUGGGGGGUGUUUUCUCUCAUCGGUUAGCAGAGAUAAUGAAAGAGAUGUGACUUCUGCCUCGAUCGCAAUAUUUCCUUAAAGGCAGAGUACUUUCCAGAAGAGUUGAACCUCACAGCAGAUUCGACACAUUGGAGGGACACCGAUUGGCAACUGGACAUGGAAAUGUUCUCUUCUGCAUUCACUGAGGGUUCCUUUACAACUGGGUCUGUUUGCUUCAGCUGGAUUCAGUGAAUGCCAUUCUCAAACGCUGGUUGGCUCUGGGAGCGCUAUGUAUGCAUUUUUCCCCUUCACAAUGAUUGCAUAGGUGAUCCAUCACAUCCGCUUCCAGCAAGUCCAGUUUGUGUUGCUCACCCCUUUCUGGCAGAGCCAGCCCUGGUUCUCGGAUCUUCUGGAGUAAUAAUGCAUAGAUCUCUACCAAGCUAUUAAAGGGACACUCUAGUCACCAGAACAACUACAGCUUAUUGAAUUUGUUCUGGUAAGUAGAAUCAUUACCUUCAGGCUUUUUGCUGUAAACACUGUCUUUUCAGAGAAAAUGCAGUGUUUACAUUACAGCCUAGUGAUAACUUCACUGGCCACUCCUUAGAUGGCUGUUAUAGAACCUUCCUGGGUCAUGGCUGCCUAAAAUGCAUCCAAACAUUCAGUGUCUCCUCCCUCUGCAUGCAGACACUGAACUUUUCCUCAUAGAGAUUCAUUGAUUCAAUUCAUCUCUAUGAGGAGAUGCUGAUUAGCCAGGGCUGUGUUUAAUUAAGCUGGCUCUUCCCCUGAUCUGCCUCUUUGUCAGUCUCAGCCAAUCCUAUGGGGAAGCACUGUGAUUGGAUCAGGCUACUACUUCUGAUGAUGUCAGCAGACAGCAUGUUUUUCUGAGUCAAACAGCAUGCAGAGUUACAGCUUCAGGCUUGAAUACAAGUAAGAUUUUGCUAUAUUUAUGGGACAUGAGGAGCCCAGGGGGGCUAGAUGGAAGUUUUAACACUAUAGGGUCAGGAAUACAUGUUUGUGUUACUGACCCUAUAGUGAUCCUUUUAAACUUAUUUUGGAUCCACGAGGGGGACUUCACCCUCUAAUGUUAGAAGACCGACUUUGUCUGAUGACUUGGAUGCUUUCCAAGGUUCCUGGCAUGUCAGCAGAUUAUCACAGGCAGCGCAGCUGAAGAUCUACUAUGGGACUUGUGGGCUCUAGGUACAAAACGUAGUUACCUGUCCGCUUGGAGUUCCUAGACUCGCUGAUGUGUUGACUGGGAUCAUGAUCCCUUCACUGCCCCUAUCACUGCCAUACUGAACUUUCUGUUGACUAUUCCAUUGGGCGUUCCUAUCAGUCAAUGCAAUGUGUUCUGCCAUCUCUGACGCUCACAUUCUGGUCCAGUGCCUUUCUGUAGGCAGGGGUUCUCUUGUCUGUCAUUUUUAUUGAGUGGUAUACACUUUCAGCGGUCCCUGGGUCCCAAAUAUGCUUCUCUUUGGGACAUUUUAGCCAUGACUUGCCUGUUAAUGAGAAUCUGUCUCUACACCAGUUAUCCUCAAAGAUUAUGCCUCUUUUGUGCUUAGUGUUCCAUCUGAUCUUCCAGAGGGUAUAUUCUGUUCCUGUGUUUUGCAUUGGAAAGAGUUUUGCCUCACAUUUGCUUGUUUUUGAUUGGUUCUUUGUUUAUUUGUGUAGUUUUUCCUUUUCUACUAUGGCGUUCAGUAAAGAUAUGUAACAUAUUUUCCUCCUGUCAUUUUUUUUAAGGUUAUAAGCACACUAAAGCUAGCAUAAUCUUCAAUUGGAAUUCAGCAUGAUAAAACUAAUUUGUACAUAUAUAUGUAUUUAUCAAUCCAUUACCAAGUCAAACCAUAAUAAAUGUGGUAGUAAUGAAUUACUAUUACAAUUUUUGUGACAUUGCUUAGAAACACAAUAUUUUUUUGUUCUCCUCCUUUUGUAGAAACCUGCUAAUAUUUUAGUAAUGGGUGAAGGUCCAGAACGAGGAAGAGUAAAAAUAGGUUUGUACCUUUUAUGCAUUGAAAACUUUUUUUUUUUUUUUGUUCUCUGUAAUACAGAAAAGUGCUCUGUAGAAGAUCGUGAAGGAUAUCUUAUGUCUGUGCAGAAUGCUCACGUGUGAUUGUCUAUACGAGGUGAUCUGUUAAAAGGGAGGACUCUGCAGUAGAGAUGCUGGUUGUGUCCUCAUAUACCAUACUUAAAAUGUACAUGUAGUCCCUAUUUUAUUUAACGGUGUUGAAAAUAUCUAAUUAAAGUAACCAAUAACAUUUCCACUGUAACGGGGUAUGAUUAGUUUUUCUCUCUUACAUUUGAUAUCAAGUGCUUAAUGGCAUGUAUUAUGCUUAGUAUAGGUAGUACUAAGAUAGCCUGUUCUAGAUCAGGUAUGCCAUUUUAACCCCAUUGAGACCAGUAUUUGCAUGUUUUGUGAGGUUUUAAUUGAGUCACUUAUCUUUAACAUUGACUUUAAAAUUUGGCAAACUUUUUUUUUUUUUUUGAUUUGUGUUCUUAAAAAAAAAAAAAAAAGUAAAAUAAUGGACACGGUCAGUGUCACUUGGAAAGUUAAAUAGGCCACACUCCCUCUGAAGCAUUCAACUGAUAGAAUUGGCUUCUGUAAUUCUAUCUGAGGAAGCUGGUUUCUGCUUACCUACAUUGAGUUAAAGGAACACUGUAGUGUUGGGAAUACAAAUACGUUUUCCUAACGCAGUAGGGUUCUUCUCUCUAUCUAGACGGUUAGGCCCACCUUGUAAGCAGUUUACUUAUCUUAACCUGUGGCAAGCUUGUCUCACCACAGUCUCCCUGCCUUCUUUUUAGAGAUCAUCAGUAAUGAUGAUCUCAGCCAAUGCAAUGCAUCCCCAUAGGGAAGUAUUGGGAGGCUAGUGCACAAGCACCAAUCAAAUGCAGUUUAGGAAAUUGCCUCUAAUGGCUGUCAGGAUAAUGACCCCUAUGGGCAUGUUAUCCUUGCAAUCAUAAUAUUGCCGUAGCAACAAAAUAUCAAAGUUUGUUUAAAUUGCACGGGGUAAACUAAAGGGACACUGCACACAAACCACUCCAUUGCACCUUUACAGUAAAUUCUAUGUAAAAGCCUCUCCUAAAUAGAACACUCCUGCAAGGUGUAGCAUAUUGCUCCAGUGUAGUUACCUUAUUUAAUCACAUGAUGGCUAUGAAGUUUGAAAGAGUGUGUCCUUAGUUAAGAGCAUUUUAUAAGACUGCAGCUCUGACACUUUGUGAAAGCCACAAUGCAGCCUCUUAGGGAAGGACCUUAUUCAGUCCAUUAUCAAGUCCCUUUAGUAUAUUUUACUUUAUUAUUUAUUCCCCCCCUCCCUCCCCUCCCCAUAUGAAUCCUAUAAAAGUGUGUGUGUGGCUUGUUUUUUUUGUGUGUUUUGCCUUUUUAAAGACUUACACUUUCUUUUUUGUUUUGCAGCGGACAUGGGAUUUGCCCGGUUAUUUAAUUCACCUUUAAAGCCUUUAGCAGAUUUAGAUCCUGUAGUUGUUACAUUCUGGUAUCGGGCUCCAGAAUUACUACUAGGAGCAAGGCAUUAUACCAAAGCUAUUGGUGAGUAUAGCAAAAUGCUAUGGUACGGUUUCCUUUUUUGAAUAAGCUGAUUAAAAAUCUUUAUGGUUUUCCAUUGCUCUGUUUUAGAGAAAUCUUCAAUCUAGAUUUUGGCUGUGUUUAUUUUAUUUUUAUUUAUUUUUUUGUUCUUUCUGGUGAGAUUUCUGCACAGAAAUAGUUUUAUUCACUAAACCGUGAAUUGAAAAACAAAUGUCAGACCAAAAUAACCAAGCUGUGACUGUAUAUAUGCUUGAGUAUCUUUAAACAAUUUGCUAUUUUUGCUUAAAUUGUCAUGUUCAGGAUUCAAAUCACCACAAUUCCCCAUAAAGUAAAAUCUCUUAACAGCAACACUCAAAAUUGCCUGAAACUCCGACUCAUACCCUGCUCCCAAUGUAGAGUAAACACAGCUGUGCUUAGUUUGUUUUUUAAUGUUGUUUUGUUGUCAUCAUUUGUGCUUUGAUAUAAAAUGUUUCACUUGCUAUUGAGUCUCCAUGAACAGUGACCAUAAAAUAAAUCUAAUCCAAGCUAUGUACACCACUCUUUGUUUUCUUUUGCAAGAUAUUUGGGCUAUAGGAUGUAUAUUUGCAGAGCUGUUAACGUCAGAGCCAAUUUUUCAUUGUCGGCAAGAGGACAUCAAGACUAGUAAUCCUUAUCAUCACGACCAGCUGGAUAGAAUUUUUAAUGUCAUGGGAUUUCCUGCAGGUACAGAUUUCCACAGAACAUUUGUAUUUACUUUGCUGGCUUUGGAGAGGUGUUCAGCUAGAAUCUAGCUUUGGUUUCUCACCCUUUUCAUAUUGUCCCAAAUUACAUGUGUGGCAUUGGCUUUUGACUUUUCCUAUGGUUUAUCUCUGUGACACAUACGUAACAAUCCUUUUCUUGUACAUUAUAAUAGCAAAAUGUAAAUUUGCAAACGCAUCUUCAUUACACCGUCCCCAGUGUCAGAGGAAUCUCCAUUUUACGGAGGAAGGCUGUGCUACUACAGUAACUGGACUAUACGUUUCUCUCUCUGAUCUAAAUACUUUUUUCUUUUUCUUUUUAUAUUGCAUUUAAAAAAAACACACAAUUAGAUAAAGAUUGGGAAGACAUUAAAAAGAUGCCCGAGCACUCAACUCUAAUGAAAGAUUUUCGUCGAAAUACGUAAGUCCUGUAGCUCAAAACUCUUUCCUUGUUCAUACAUGGAGCUUCAUUUGUAGUUAAACGGUGGUGUGUUACUUUGUAUGAAAAUAUAAAUGUUUUGGCAGUGAUUUGUUUAACAUUUAUACAUAAUGUAUAUUGUUUUUGUUUGUUUUUUUUCCUCUGCAGACUUUGUUUUUGCUUUACUUUUUGUUUUUAACUUUGUCUUCUCAAUAUUUUGUGAAAUAUACUUCUUUAUCAUGGAUAUUCUGAUAGAAGUAUUCUUCACGCUUGGUUUUCUUUUUAAAAUUAACUUUUUCAUUACCGUCUGCUACUUCAUGGAAAAUUAUGGUCAACAUAACUUAUUUAUAAGAGUCAAACGUAGGGUAUAUCGUAAAUGAAGGCUCUGUUUUAGGGAAGUGUCUCUAGGUGUUUGGGUACAGUAACGUGAUUGUAUGCACUUUUUUAUUUUGUUUUUUCUUUAGUUAUCACGUACACUACUGAAUUUAAUUUGUUAUAUAUAAUGCAUGGUUUAAGGUUUAUACAUACACAUGUUUAAAGGUUUCUUUAAAACAUUGGUUUUGAUUAAAGGGACACUAUAGUCGCCUGAACAACUUUAGCUUAAUGAAGCAGUGUUGGUGUAUAGAACAUGCCCCUGCAGCCUCACUGCUCAGUUCUCUGCCAUUUAGGAGUUAAAUCCCUUUGUUUAUGAUCCCUAGUCACACCUCCCUGCAUGUGACUUGCACAGCCUUCAUAAACACUUCCUGCAAAGAGUCAUCUAAUGUUUAUCCUUCCUUUGUUGCAAGUUCUGUUUAAUUUAGAUUUUCUUAUCCCCUGCUAUGUUAAUAGCUUUCUAGAUCCCGUAAGAGCCUCUAGUAUGUGAUUAAAGUUCAAUUUAGAGAUUGAGAUACAAUUAUUUUAGGUAAAUUACAUCUGUUUGAAAGUGAAACCAUUUUUUUUUUCAUGCAGGCUUUGUCAAUCAUAGCCAGGGGAGGUGUGAAUGAUCUAUACACUAAAACUGCUUUAUUUAGCUAAAGUAAUUAAGGUGACUAUAGUGUUCCUUUAAAUUAUUCAUUCAAGAGGUUUUUUAAAAUAGGAAUAGAUUGUGUAUUACAAAUAACCCAUUACUGUGUUAUUCAAUAUAUUGAAACCUAGUGGAUAUUCUGUAUCGCAUUUAUACUAUGUUCACCAUGUAUAUGUAAAUGUGUAUGUAUGUUGAGCUGGCAGGAUACAGUACCUUCAGAGCAUUAUUCUUUGUUGCUAUAUAUUUAAUUUGGGGAAAAAAUAACCGAUUACUACUUUACCACUGAGGUGUUUUUUUUUUGGUUUUUUUUUUUUGUCUUGUAUGAUUUUGACCAUAUCUUUUAUGUUCUAGGUAUACCAACUGCAGCCUUAUUAAAUAUAUGGAAAAGCAUAAAGUGAAACCAGAUAGCAAAACAUUCCACUUGGUAAGCUCAGCCGUGUGGAGUUCACUUGUAAUGUGAAUAUUGUAGUCUAGCUCCAUUGCUAUAAUCUGUAGUGCCAUAUGCUCACCAUGAUAUUUAUAUUGACCACUUAUAGAGAAGAAAAUGAGAAGUGUAGAUUGCCACCAAAUAUACACUGAUCAGCCACAACAUUAAAACCACAGGUGUCGUGAGUAACAUUGAUUAUAUCAUUGCAAUAGCGCCUGUCAAAGGUUGGGAUAUAUUAGGCAGCAAGCGAACAGACCUUUAAUUUCAUGUGUUCGAAACAGGGAAAAUGGGCAAGCAAAAAGAUCUGAGUGACUUUGACAAGGGCCAAACAGUAAUGGGUAGACAACCGAGGUUAGAGCUUCUCUAAAAUCGCAAGUCUUGUGGAGUGUUCCUGGUAUGAAGUGGUGCAAGGAGGGACAACUGGUUAACCUGAGUUAGGGUCUUGUGCGCCCAAGGCUUGUUGGUGCAUGUGGGGUGCAAAGGCUAGCCCAUCUGGUUUAUUCACACAAAAGAGCUACUGUAGUUCAAAUUGCUAAAAAACAUAAUGUUGGCUAUGAUAGAAGGGUGUCAGAACACACAGUGCAUCGCAGAUUGUCAAAGUGCCCAUGAUGACACCUGUCCAUCGCCAAAAGCGCCUUAAAUGGGAAUGUGGGUGUUAAAACCAGGGCCGUCUUUAACACUGGGCAAAAGGGCAACUGCCCCUGGCCCACUCAGUCUUAGGGGGCCCAAAGCAUCUGCCCUUAUAGUCAUCGGGCCGCCAUGGUGCGUGCGGUCUGCGUGGAACUACCACCGCGGUCCUCUCGAUGUGGAGGCUCAUCAGGUGGCCAGUGCUCUAAGGGCCAUCCGAUGGUGAUGUAUUUUCAGGGGCCCGGCUGCUUUGAGAGUGGGACCGGGCCCCCUGUGAUGAUGUCAGGAUGCUGGGAGGAAGUGACAGCCGGUCACUUCCUCCCAGCAUUCAUGAGCACCUCACGGGAGGAGGAGAAGAAAAGGAGAGGAGUUGGGGCACUGACUCCAAUCAGCCUUAGCCAACCUCCUGCACUCCAAAGGUAGGAAACACAUAAAAAAAUGUGCAUGUAUGUGUCUGUUUGUAUGUAUGUAUGUGUCUGUCUGUGUGUGUGUAUGUAUGUAUGUAUGUCUGUGUCUGUUUGUGUGUGUGUGUUUCUGUAUCUCCAUGUGUCUCUGUGACCCUGUAUAUCCGGAUGUGUUUCUGUGUGUGUGUGUUUAUAUGUGUAUAUGUUUGUAUUUGUAUCUGUGUGUAUGUUUGUAUGUGUCUGCAUGUCUUCAUAUCUGCAUGUGUGACUCUUGAGGGGUUCCAUGGAUUUUGGGGGUACUUUUGGGGUGUUGACAUUUUUAUUUUUAUUUUUCUGUACCUGGAGAUUAUUUUGAGUUUCUCCAGUUCCUGACUCUACUAUCUAUCCGGCACAGGGGAGGAGUUUACUGUGUGUAUAAAUUCUGAAGCUUUGCCUGGAUUAAACCGUUCUACUCCCAGCAUUCAGUCUCGACUAAUGUGUGGGGGGAAAGGCGAUACCAGUGAUUACUUUUGAGUGUUUUAUGAGAGCUACGUUAUUUUAGGGAAAGGGAACCCAUGGUGGCGAUAUAUUGGUGGUCCGCCACAGUGUGGUUAUGUGGGUAUUUAAGUAAGUUACUUUUGCAGAGGAAAGAGCCAAGCUUUAAGAGCACAGCAUAAAGUCAUAGUAGAGAGAGUAAGAUGCGGCUGAGACUUCCUCCUGCAGAGUUCAGCAGUUCUGGAGCAUUUUUGGAGGCAUUAAGUCAACUUUGUGUGCCAAGGUUAUAGUUGGGGCGCUUGCUGUGUUUAAGUAUAGGAGGUGCCAUGAUGUCUAGUUGAGCGGAGAGGGUGGAAUUGUAGAAGGAGACUGCAGAGUUAGGACAAGUGAGGUUAGUGGAGAAGCGCUCUAGGUCAAGACAUUGGAGUUUUCUGUUAUAUUGAUGUGCCAAGGGUGGUGUCAGUUGGGUCCUGGGUGUACUGAGGUCAAGUCAGCAGAUGGUCAGAUAGAGGAAAAGGAAUAUUGGAGAGAUUAAAGGCGGUACAGAGAUUGGUGAAGGCGAGAUAAAGAGUUUCCUGCUGUGUAGGUUUCUGAAUUAGACCAUUGUGUGAGGCCAAAGGAGGAGGUUACAGAGAGCAGACGAGAGGCAUCAGUGCAGUUGGGGUUGUUGAUUGGGAUAUUGAAAUCCCCAAGUAUAAGGGAAGGAGUGCUAGCGGAGAGGAAGUGAGGUAGCUGGGAAGAAAAGUGCUCAACAAAUAGCCUAGGAUGACCAGGGUGGCGGUAGAUGAUAGCAAUUCUUAAAGGAGUGGGUUUAAAUAGACGGACAGUGUGAACUUCAAAGGAAAUAAAGGAUAGGGCAGGGGGAGAUUGGUUGAAAGGUACAUUGAGGGGAGAGAAGGAUGUCUAUACCACCUCCUUUACGGUUGUUCGGUCUGGGAGCGUGGGAGAAUUGUAGCCCACCAAAACAUAUAAAAAGGCAGGAGUAGCACUAUCGAAGGAGGAAAGCCAGGUCUCUGUGAGUGCUAGUAUUGUGAGUGAGUUUCAGAUGAAAAGGUAGUGUAUGGCUGUUGAUAUCCGGUUGCUAAAGACAGAGCAGACGUUCCAGAGUGCACACUGAAUGUUGGCAAAUGACAGUAAACGGCAUGGUAUUGUGAUUAGGUUUAUAUAAAGGUACCAUUCCACGUAAAUAUCUGAUACAUCACAGGAAACUUUGAUAACAUACAAAUGUGAAGUCCUCUUUUAAACAAUUAUAUGAAAUACCUCCUCUCAUUGGCCGCAAUCAAUAAGAUAUUAUUUUCUCCUGUUUUAAGCUUCAAAAGCUGCUCACAAUGGACCCAAUAAAGAGAAUUUCUUCAGAGCAAGCUAUGCAGGAUCCAUAUUUCCUAGAAGACCCACUUCCAACUUCAGAGUAAGUAAUGUAGUCCUUUGCUACUAGCUAGGUCUUCAGGGUUCUUGCUAGUGCAAGCCAUAAUAUACCCUCCAGCUGUGAAUCCUUGCUCGCCACAGUUUAAAAUAUAUGUAGGUAUAUAAUAUUUUAUUAUUUUUCUCUUUGCUAACAGUAGUAUGUCUCAUAACAUUACUUAUACCGGUAGAUGAUAUUGAGGAUUUCACAGUAUAACCUGUAAAUAUGUCAUGAUUUCCUUUUUAUAGUUGUGUGUGUGAGGCUAUAAUCAGAGUUUCAAAAAGUCAGCAGACGUAACUCUAGUCAUUGUUGGUUCAAAUGGUUCAUAUAUUUUUACAAUUCCAUAUUAUUAAUUCCUGUAAAAAUAGAAUGUUCUUAAGCAUUUAGUUUUUUCUCUUAAUUGUUUAGAUAUAGCUUUUUCUAAAACUGUGGUUAAAUUGAAAAGGGCUAUUUUUAUUUUAUUUUUUUUUAAGCGUGGUGCAGCAUUAAGCUUUAUUUCUUAAUUGGACCAGAAUUGACCAGUCUCUCCUUUUGGUAGCGUCUUUGCAGGUUGUCAAAUACCUUACCCUAAGCGGGAGUUCCUGACAGAAGAGGAACCUGAUGACAAGGGAGACAAAGUAUGUUUAAUAUUGUUAUUCAACUACAAGGGAGCACUCACCCUUUAUACUUUAUCUCUGAAUUACAUAUCUCUGAUCCUUUAACGUGAUCCCUUUUUCGAUGUUCAAUAAAUAGAAUUGGGUUCCUAUUCUAGAACCAUAACGCAUCUACAUGAAGCUCAAGAGUCCUUGUUAGAAAUACAUAAGAAUGUGACAUCAUAAAUAUGAAUUGAAUUUACAGUUUAAUGUUGGUUUGGUGCUAGUUGGAGCUCUUGCUGCUUCCUGCUGAUCCUAUUCAGGGUAAACCUACAUUUAAUGCAUAAAAAAUUGAUGGCAUCUACUUCUGAAGACCUUCAGAUUACUACUCUUGGUCUUGUUCCAUAUGGUGUAGAUCACUCUUCAGCCUUUGUUGGGGCAGACAAUUUAAGUUUGUUGCUCAUAUCCUUACUCUUCACUUAUUUCAUUGUUUUCUCCAGAAUUACAACUAUGUAGGAUUAUACAAAAUUAAAAAAUGUCUAGGAGAGCAGCCAACGUAAGAUGUGUUGGUGGAUAGGUCUUGUCUAAUGUAAUGUACUCUCUUCUCUUUUCCUUGUUAAAGAAAAACCAACAGCAGCAGCAAGGCAAUAACCAUACUAAUGGAACUGGACAUCCAGGAAAUCAAGAUAACAGCCACACACAAGGACCACCGCUGAAGAAAGUGAGAGUUGUUCCUCCGACGACUACCUCAGGUGGACUUAUUAUGACCUCAGAUUAUCAGGUAGAUGUGCACUAGCUGUCAUUGGACUGGUUUGGAAUUGCCUGGUGAUAUUAAUACUUUCCUUGUACAGUUUGUACUCCAUUACAAAUAAACAUUUAGAAAGAUUCAUUGAUCGUAAUAUGUAUGGCAGUGUUACAGCAUGCCAUUAGCCACAUAUGCCACUUAUUUGCUUUUCUGUGACUUUUAACCCCUUAAGGACACAUGACAUGUGUGACGUGUUAUGAUUCCCUUUUAUUCCAGAAGUUUGGUCCUUAAGGGGUUAAUGUAUUUAUCAGUAUGAAAUGAUAAAAGAAGAAUGUUAACUCUGUUCCAUAGGCAAACACGCUCACGUUUGUCUCUUUGAACUUUCAGCGUUCCAAUCCACAUGCUGCCUAUCCAAACCCUGGACCGAGCACAUCCCAACCUCAGAGCAGCAUGGGAUAUUCCACUACCUCCCAGCAGCCUCCACAGUACUCACACCAGACGCAUCGGUACUGACCUGUACCAGACAAAUGUGAAUGCACUGUUGCUUAGGCUGCAGGACAUGAGCAUGUAGCUGUCUGCCUGAAGCCUGGCAUUUUAAUGUACUGUACAACCACACCUUCAAAAUGUCCAGCAGCCAACGUACACAACAUUUGACCGAAUGUAGAUCCCAUGUGGAGGUUAAACUUGAGAGAGUGCUAUCACAAUUGGUGUUGUGUAUUUGCUACUUCCAUAGUUUACUUGAAAUGGUUCAAAUUGACCAAUGCAUUUCUUUCAGUGAUGGUAGCAGUUGAAGCUGUGAAGUAUGCUAGGAGCAAACCAAUAUUUUAUUUUAAUUUUUUCCUUCCUUUCUUGUGUGUGAUGACUUUAAAACAAUAUUGUCUGACCAAUAGAAAUCUAAGAUUUUUUUUUACUGGUAAACCAUCACACAAACUUUUUUUUUUUUCUUCCAACAUGCUGGAUAAGAUUGUCAUUCCAUUCAGUGUUUGUUUUGGGAUUUCUUAUUCAGCCAAUUUGUUACACAUCAAAUUGUCGUUGUUUCUCCACCCCCCUCAACAAAAAUGUACAAAAAAAUAAAUAAAAAAAAGCUCAGCAUUUUGCCUUUUUUUUUUUUCCUUUGUAAGCCUCCCAAAGAUUAUAUUUCAGCAUAGGUUUUUUUUUAGUAAAUCUUUAACUUGACUGAUAUUAAAGCUGCUAUCCUAUAGUAAAUGUUUGUUUGAUAUUGAUAUGAAUGUUUGCUUCAGCAAACGCAUUAAACUGGUUUGUCAUUGACAAUUUCUUUUUACUUUAUUUUUUUUUUUUGUUUUAUGCCACAAUUCUCAUUUUAGGUGUUGCUGAGUUGUGAGCAUGCUAUGGGGUUUUAACAAAACCAUAACCGCCAGAUAUACAGCAUGAGAGAACAGCCUCAUGAGUUUGUGCAUCUGUUAAGAUGUUGAUUUUAGGGAAGCUGGCUCAGUGUAGUAGAUUUCAGUUCAUUUCAUGUUUCAUUGUUUUGUUUUUGCUUUCGUUUGCCAGCACCUUAUAUAGGGUUGCUCUUGUUACAGCGGAAAAUUAAGCGGUAGGAAAGCCUUAGAAUUUACAAGGAAACAAACCUGUAACAUUACAAUGUACUGUAUCAAACUAUUUUACAUGGAAGACAAGUAUUCUGAUUUAAAGAAAAAACAACAUUGUUAAAGCAAGGUGUUAAGUAAUAAAUUUAUUUUUCAUAAAACAAAA
This is a messenger RNA of Pelobates cultripes (western spadefoot toad), 57386 nucleotides long. The record is from the annotation of a GenBank genome assembly. Lineage: Eukaryota; Metazoa; Chordata; Amphibia; Anura; Pelobatidae.